CGUCUACCGGCGGGUUCUUUUCAGUCUUGCACGACAACCCGCGAGUUCCACAUUACCGGCGGUAGUGGACAUCGGGUUUUAUUCUCCCGAUAUUUAACACGCUCAGCGUGUUUGUUCGUUAGUUGUUUGUUUUUUUUUUUCUAAUAAUUUUAUAAAAUAUAAUACACUAACAAAACUUAAAAGAAAAAAAUAUUUAAUAAAUAUAAUCGUAGUUUUUAAAUCGCUUAAAUUUUUUUACUAAUUUUUUUUUCUAAAACCGUAUUGUGUAGUGCAUCGAGUAAAAGUGAUACGUUAUAUUAAUAUAACUAUAAUCGUUUAUUUAUAUUUUGUGUUCGCGUUUAUUCGCACUGUGUGAUACACUAUAAUGUACAUCGAACACACGUGACAGAAAAUGCCAAAUUACGUGAAAAUGAAAUGCAUCCUGCCUGCAGUGUUAUGGCUGUGGCAACUCCUAAGUUUGGUAAAUGCUCAAGGCGGAAUUGGAUAUGGAAUAAAAAGAGAGAUAUUCUUUUUGAACUUGGAAGACGGAUACUUUGGAUGUCAAGUGAAUGAAUCUACGACGGUAUUGCAGUUGUAUGAGCUUUCCAGGCUAUGCGAUGGCAAACAAGACUGUUACAAAGGGUCCGAUGAACUGAGACGAGAACUCAAGUGCACGAACGACUGCGAGGCUAAAGAAGGAACGCCCUGUCAGAACGGCGCGUGUCUCGACUCCCUUUGCCAUUGUAACGACGGAUACGGUGGAUGUUCGUGUCAAGUGCCAGACGAGAACGAAUGCAAGUACAGGCCGUGCGACGUGUUCGCCCACUGCACCAACUCGCUGGGCAGCUUCACGUGUUCCUGUUUUCCAGGAUACGUCGGCGACGGGUUCCACUGCCAAGAUAUCAACGAAUGCGAGGAUCCAGCCAUCGCUAGUAGAUGCGUACAAAACGCCGAAUGCUGUAACUUGCCGUCUCAUUUCUUGUGCAAAUGCAAGCCCGGAUACGUCGGCGAUGGCGAAGUCGAGUGCAAAGACAUCGACGAGUGUUUGAGACCGGACGCUUGCGGCAACAACGCGAUUUGCAGGAACACGCCGGGAAACUACACGUGCGACUGUCAACAAGGAUUUGUGGGCAACCCGUACGACGGGUGUGUGGACGUAAACGAGUGUAGUUUGCCGAAUGUUUGCGGUCCCGGUUCUCUGUGCACAAACUUCCCGGGCGGACACCACUGUGAAUGUCCGGAAGGGUACACGGGCGAUGCGUACGGAGCCGGAUGUCACGAUGUGGACGAAUGUUCGCGGUCGCCCUGCGGCAAAGACGCGCAGUGCCACAACAACGAAGGCAGUUUCCGGUGUUCCUGUCCUCCGGGAUUCGUCGGCGACCCGUUCCACUCUUGUAAAGACGUGGACGAGUGCGAGUCUUCUCCGUGCGGCCCCAACGCCGUGUGCGCGAACGCGGCCGGCAACUACACGUGCUCCUGCGCGACCGGAUAUGCCGCGUCCGCGGAGGAAAUGAGAUCCGGAAGUGGAUGCGCGGACGUCAACGAGUGCGUGGCGCCAUCCAGCCCGUGCGGGAUCAACGCCAAAUGCACCAACGUCCCUGGAUCGUACACCUGCCAGUGUCCGCCCGGGUUCACCGGGUCCGCGAUAGAUCACUGCCAAAACGUCAACGAAUGUGAGCAUGCGCCGUGCGGAAACAAUACUAUUUGCACGGAUACCGUCGGGAGUUUCGUCUGUUCGUGUAAAGAAGACUACACAGGCGACCCAAUGAAAGGAUGCCAUGAUAUCAACGAAUGCGAAAUCUUUAGCAAGCCAUGUGGUCCUAACGCGGUCUGUGAGAAUACCAGCCCCGGAUUUAAUUGUCUUUGCCCGCAAGGAUAUUCUGGAAAACCGGACCCAAAAGUGGCCUGCGAACAAGUCGACGUGACAGUUUUAUGUAAAUCCAACUUUGAUUGUACCACUAAUGCUGAGUGCACCGAAGGUCAAUGUUUUUGUAAGAACGGGUUCGACGCCAAAGGAUCAGUGUGUGUAGACAUUGACGAAUGUCUUGCUCAGCCAUGUGGACCAUAUUCGAUGUGUUCAAACACCCCCGGUGGAUUCCAUUGUCAAUGUCAAACAGGAUACGUGGGUGCUCCACCGAGAAUACAGUGCAAAGCUCCUUGUGAAGACGUCAAAUGUGGAACACACGCUUUUUGCAAACCUAACGGUCAAGAAGCGUACUGUAUAUGUGAAGAGGGGUGGACAUACAACCCAAAUGAUUUAUCUUUAGGAUGUGUUGAUAUCGAUGAAUGUGACAAAGUAAAUGGACCGUUUGGACGGUGUGGAGGAAAUACGUUAUGUACAAAUACACCGGGAAGUUUUGGGUGUCAAUGUAAACCUGGAUUUACUGGAAAUGCGUUCAAACAGUGCACUGAUAUAAACGAAUGUACUGACACCAACAGUUGUGGAAAAGAUGCUCUAUGUAUUAAUUUACCUGGGUCGUUUGAUUGCGUUUGUCCCGGAGGUUCCAUACCCGAACCAGAUCCGUUUAUUAAGUGUACCAAAGCUAUAAACUGCACGGCUGAUAACCAAUGUCCAGGAAAUUCUGUUUGCAGUAAUCAAAAGCGUUGUUUCUGUCCCGAGCCGAACGUCGGUGAUGAUUGUAGACAUCCAUGUGAAGAUGUGCAAUGUGGUCCCAAUUCUGAGUGUAUGUUACUCAACAAAGAUGCUCAGUGUCUAUGUUCGGCUGGAUACACAGGAAAUUCAAACACAGGAUGUACAGAUAUUGACGAAUGCAAGGGUAAUCCUUGUGGCCCAGGAGCAGUGUGUAAUAACGAACCGGGAUCGUUUUCUUGUCAAUGUCCCGGUGGAAUAAGUGGAGACCCGUUCAGAGAAGGAUGUUCUCAAGCGAAAAGUCCUACACAAUGUAGUGCGAAAUCUCCUUGUCCGGGAUCUGAAAUAUGUGUUCAAGAUGAAUUUGUUGGUGAGAGUGUUUGCAUAUGUCAAAGAGGUUACAUAAGGGACCCAAAAACUGGCAAAUGCAGAGAUGCCAAUGAAUGUACUGAACUUAGAGACAAACCUGCCUGUGGAGUUAAUGCCGUAUGUAAGAAUCUUCCUGGCAGUUACGAGUGCCAGUGUCCUCCAGGCUUCAACGGGAACCCUUUUUCCAGCUGUGAAGAAUGCAAUUCAUUAGAAUGUCAAUGUAGACCACCGUAUCAAAUUGUUAACGGGGAAUGCACAUUGGCGGGUUGUAAUAAAGGAAAAUGUCCAGCCGGCGCUGAGUGCAUGUCUAUUGCUGGCGGAGUAAGCUAUUGUGCUUGUCCAAAAGGAUAUAGACCUAGAGAAGAUGGAUCAUGUUAUGAUGUUGACGAAUGUGAAGAAAAAAUACAUUCAUGUGGAUACGGUGCAGAAUGUAUCAAUAAACCCGGUACACAUGAAUGUUUAUGCCCUGAUGGUUAUAGUGGAGAUCCACACCAUGGAUGUUCUCGUAGUCAAAAGAAAUGUAUAAAAGAUUCCGAUUGCUUAUUAAACGAAAAUUGUAUUCAACCAGGAGUUUGCGUUUGUCCCGUACCAUACUAUACCGAUGUUCUCGACAAUGAUCGUUGCAAAAGUCCUUGUGAUCGAUUUCCGUGUGGCGUGAAUGCACAAUGCACGCCAAGUGAUCCUCCAAAAUGCUUGUGUCUACCUGGAUAUAAAGGAGAUCCUUUGCAUGGUUGUGAGGAUGUCGACGAAUGUAAAGAUAAUCCGUGUGCUCUAGGAUCACAAUGCAUAAAUGAAAAAGGCCAUUACAAAUGUAUUUGUCCACUCGGUACAAACGGUGAUCCUUACUCUGUUGGAUGUUUAGGAAAAGAAGCACCAGAGUUUGAAUGUUCAACGGACGACGAAUGCGUCGCUCAAUUAGCAUGUGUCAAAGGAACUUGUACAAACCCUUGUAGUCUUUUACCUUGUGGUCAAAAUGCUUACUGUGAAUCUGAAAAACAUGCUGCGUGGUGUAGAUGUAGUGCUGGUUAUGUAGAGUCUAUAUUUGGUGAAUGUGUGUCACCGUGUGACGGAUAUAUUUGUGGCCACGGUGCACAAUGUAUAGUGUCGGCACAAGGACCUACAUGCAAAUGUUUAGAAGGUUCUAUUGGUAAUCCAUUUGCUGGAGGCUCUUGUGAGCCUGAUGUUUGCUCAAGCACCAGUCUUUGUGUCGCACCUAACAUUUGCGUUGCUGGACGAUGCAAAGAGAAAUGUCAAGAUCAUUUCUGUGGUAUUGGGGCUAGUUGUAACCACGAAACUAACGAAUGUGUUUGUAAUCCAUUGUUCAUUGGAGAUCCAAAUUACUUGUGCAUGCCUCCUAUCACAAUGCCUUCAUGUUAUCCUGGAUGUGGAAUUAACGCACAUUGUGAAUAUGAUGUGUUGAACGAAAAUAAAUGUGUUUGCAAUUCUGGAUUCAUAGGAAAUCCAUAUCAUGAAUGUGAUUCUCAAUCUAAAAAAUCUUGUUCAAAUAUGACAUGUGGAACUGGUGCAUUGUGUAAAGAAAAACUAAAUUCUAUUGAAUGUAACUGUCCAUCAGGAUUUAAAGGAAAUCCCUAUGUUCAAUGUGUUGAUAUUGACGAAUGUUUGAUUUCGGCUUGUGGUAACAAUGCGGUUUGUAUCAACACAAUUGGAAGUUACGAUUGUAGAUGUAUUGAAGGUUACGUGGGAAAUCCAUUUUUAGAAUGUUCAGCUAAGACACCACAAAUUUGCUACGACCCAUUAACUUGUCAAUGUUCAAAAAAUGUCCCAUGUCCAGUCGGAUUUGCUUGUAAACAUGGAAAAUGUGAAAACCAAUGUGAUAAUAUCAAGUGUGGUCUUAGAGCAGGAUGUGUAUUUGGGAAAUGUGUAUGCCCACCAGGGUUGAUUGGCGAUCCUUACAAUUUUAAAACCGGGUGUAAAGCUCAAGGCCAAUGUACAAACGAUGGUGAUUGCAAAGAUACAGAAAUAUGUUUCCAUAUAAACAAAGAAGCAAGGAAAUGUGUUGAUGGAUGUAGUAAAUUACAGUGUGGACCCAAUGCAGUUUGUGUAACAGAAGGCCAUCGAUCAUCGUGCAUUUGUACCGAAGGAUAUUUUGGAAAUCCUGGAGACUUAUACCAAGGUUGUAAACUCGAAAGAGUGGCACCUAAAGGAGAAUGUAGAACAGACAAAGACUGCAAUUCGACCAGCAAAGUAUGUUCUAUAAUAUCAGAUGGGAUAUCUUCUUGUGUUAGUGCAUGUACUCGAGUAGCAUGUGGGCCAGAUGAGAUUUGUUUACUAGAAAAAAAUGGUGCACCCGUGUGUUCAUGUCGUCCGGAGUUUGUAUGGAAUCCAGUUAUAUCUAAGUGUGAACAGCCUUCGUUGCCUGACUGUUCAGUCGACGUUGACUGUAAAGAUAAUGAAUCAUGUAAACCUGAUGCGUUGGGAGUAUUAAAAUGCAUAUCAGUAUGUAUUGAACUAACAUGUCCAUUCAAUUCAAUAUGUGUUGCUAAUAAUCAUGAAGGUAGCUGUCAAUGUAUGCCAGGGUAUGUAGGAAACACAAAUGAUCGAAAUGGGUGUCACCCUGUGAAGAAAAAUAGUUGCCAACAAGACGUUGAAUGUUUGCCGACCGAAGCUUGCUUGGAAGAUCCAGUAAACAAGUUAAAAUCAUGCAAACCAGUGUGUGAUCAUACAGUAUGUGGCCUAAAUUCUAUUUGCGUAGCAAAUAAUCAUGUAGCUCAAUGUCAAUGUCCUCCUGGUACAUUUACUGGUGACCCGUAUGACUCAAAUGGUUGCCAAGAAGUUUCAUGUGUAUAUAACGAUGAUUGUCCACAAACACAAGUUUGCAACAGACAAUCACAUUCGUGCAUGAAUGUAUGUGACAAAGAUACUUGCGGAACUAAUUCAGUAUGUCUUGCUGAUGGACAUAAGUCAGUAUGCCAAUGCCCACCUGGUUUUAAACCUAAUCCUGUUCCUGAAAUAUCUUGCGAAGCCACAGAAGUAUGUGAUGAAUCUACGUGUCAUUUCACUGCCAUGUGUGAAUCAAAUCCUAAUUCAGGAUACAUAUGUAAAUGUCCACCUGGCCAUAUCGGAGAUGCUUAUACGGAAGGAUGUAGAGAAGAAGGAUUGUGUCCAAACGGAAAUAUCGAUUGUCCGUUGUUAAGUGUCUGCCAAUCAGGUAGAUGUGUGAAUCCGUGUGAAAAAUCUUGUGGAAUAAAUACAAUAUGCAAUAUCAUUGAAAGAAAACCCAUAUGUUCGUGUCCCGAUAAUUUUGAGCCUAUUCAUGGUGAACCAAAAAUUGGAUGUGUCAGAUCAGUUACUAAGUGCUUUAACGAUUUAGAAUGCAAAGGAGGUGUUUGUUCAAAUGGAGAGUGUAAAGUGGUUUGCCGAAACAUCGAUGACUGUUCUUCCGGUGAAAGAUGUGUACAAAACAAAUGCGAAAUUCCGUGCGCUGGACAUUCUCAAUGUAUGUCACUACAAGCGUGUAUAAAUGGAGUGUGUACACUUGGAUGUCGAAGUAAUAAGGAUUGUUUAAGCAAUGAAUCAUGCAUAAAUGCAAAAUGUCAAAAUCCAUGUAAACGUGAUGGUGUGUGUGGAAUAAAUUCAAAAUGCAGUGCUAUUGAUCAUAACGUUAUUUGCACCUGUAACAAAGGAUUCCAACCAAAUCCUGUUCCAGAAGAGUCAUGUGUGCGAUCAAACAGUAUAUGCCAUAAUAACUUCCAAUGUGGAUUAGGCCAAGAGUGCAGUGGAAACAUAUGCAAGGUUGUAUGCUUGAGUGGAAUGGAUUGUGCAGAAGGAGAACGGUGCUCAAGUAACAAAUGUGAAAAAGUUUGUUUUACUGCGAGUAAUUGUUUGACUGGAGAAGUUUGUGUGGAAGGAAUCUGUAGACAAGGGUGUUCUUUAGAUUCCGAUUGUGAUGUUAGUCAAAUCUGUAUUGGCAACAAGUGCAGAUGUGGUAGUGGUUACGAAAGCUCACCCACUGGUUGUAAGGAUGUCGAUGAAUGUACCCAAAAUCCAUGCCAUCCAAGUGCUAAAUGCUUAAAUACACCAGGAUCUUUUCAAUGUUCAUGUUCUGGUGGUAAAGUAGGAGAUCCUUACACUGAACCUGGUUGUAAUAAACCAAAUGAGUGUAAAAAUCAUGAAAACUGUGCUUCAAAUUUGGCUUGUGUAAAAGGAAAAUGCACAGAACUCUGUAAAGAUGCAUGUGGAAAUAAUGCAUUAUGUCAUAUGAUUGAACAUGUGCCAGCAUGUACUUGUCCAUCAGGAUAUUUAGGAGAUGCUUUUGAUAAAAAUAUUGGAUGCUUCAAAGUUGAGUGUCUGGUAAAUGAAGAUUGUCCAAAUGACAAAAUGUGUCAAGCCAAUAACAACAAAUGUACAAGCCCAUGUGAUUCAUUAAAUUGUGGUCAUGGCAAUUGUAAGGCGAACAAACAUAAAGGCAUAUGCACUUGUUAUAAUGGAUAUGAAUUAAAAAAUGAUAAAUGUCAAGAUGUUGACGAAUGCAAACAAAGUCCAUGUCAUAAAACAGCAAGAUGUGAAAAUACACCUGGAUCAUUUACGUGUGUCUGUCCCGACGGACUGUUGGGCAAUCCUAAUGCCGAAGGAUGUCAUUAUCCAAACAGCUGUACUGCUAACAAUGAUUGUCCAGAAAGUGCAAUUUGUCACCAAAAUCAAUGCAAGAAUCCAUGUGAAGAUAACAAAGUAUGUGGUCGUAAUGCAGUUUGCUCAGUUCAGCGUCAUGAAAUCCAAUGUCAAUGUCCUUUAAAAACACAGGGUGAUCCCAAGGUGGAGUGCUUGAAUAUUGAGUGUUCAAACAACAAUGAUUGUACUUCAGGAAAAGCUUGCGUAAAUUCCAAAUGUGUGAAUCCGUGUUCUGUACCAAAAGUCUGUGGAGAUAACACAGAUUGUAGUAUACAAAAUGAUGCUGCUAUGUGUAACUGUAAAGCCGGAUACACAGGUGACCCUCAUUUGGGCUGUACGUCAAUAUUAUACUGUGCGUCUAAUAGCCAAUGUCCCACAACAACUAAAUGUAAUAAUGGGAUAUGUACAGUGGAAUGUAACUUGGCGAGAGAUUGUGUUGGAAAUGAGCUUUGUAUCGGAAAUAUAUGUCAACCAACCUGUCAUGGUAAUACUAGUUGUCCAGAAUUUCAAUAUUGUCAAAACAAUAUCUGUGUUCAAGAGUUGCGUUGCUUUACAAAUAAUAAUUGUGAAGAUACACAAAUUUGUAAGACAAAUACAAUUGGACAGACCCAGUGUAUUGACGUAUGUGAAGAAGUGAUUUGUGGAAGGCAUGCUGAGUGUUCAGCGGUUGAUCAUCAACCAGUAUGUAAUUGUGAGCCUGGUUACCAUGGAAAUCCACACAUUGGUUGCCACAAAAUUGAAUGCUACGAAAACGAAGACUGUACAAAUGAUAAAAUAUGUGAAGAUCACAUGUGUAAAAUAUCAUGUCUUGCAAACAACCCAUGUGGACCAAAUGCUUUGUGUUCCGCGGAAAAUCACCAACAAGUUUGUUAUUGUCAACCAGGAUAUACUGGAGAUCCGUAUUUCGGUUGUGAUGUAUUGGAUUUGUGUGAAGCAGAUCCUUGUGGACCAGGAGCUAGGUGUGAUAACUCUAGGGGUUCCUUCAAAUGUCUCUGCCCACUUGGAACUGUAGGAGAUCCAUAUAAAAAUGGUUGCCAUUCACCAGUUGAAUGUCAAAUCGACGAAGACUGUCCACCAGCAGCACACUGUGUUCAAACUAAUGGUAUUCCCAAGUGUCAAGACAAUUGUGAAAAAGUCAAAUGUGGUCCGAAUGCUGAGUGUGGAACAUCAGCACAUUAUGGAUCCUGCAUAUGUCACCCAGGAUAUCAAGGAGAUCCAAAUGAUUUAAAUGUUGGAUGUAGACCAAGGGCUGUAGCGUGCACUUCUAAUCAACAAUGCCCGAGUAAUACAUACUGUUACAAUGGGGCUUGUAAAUCAUCCUGUCAAUCGGAUGCAGAAUGUGGUCUUUCUGAGCAAUGUUUACAAGGUCAGUGUAAUAAUCCAUGUGAACGACAAGGCUCAUGUGGGUUAAAUUCCAAUUGUAAUGUAAUCAAUCACGUUAAACACUGUUCAUGUCCCGCUGGUUUUACUGGUGGCAGUGAAAUUGAAUGUGUUCGAAUUCCUGUUGCUUGCGAAAUAAAUGAAAAUUGUUAUCCAAAUAGUACAUGCCAUCAAUCUGUUUGUCAACCUGAUUGUCAAGCCGACAAUCAUUGUGCGUUAAAUGAAAAAUGUUUUAAAAAUCAUUGUGCAUUAACUUGCAGAGUAGAUAACGACUGCUUUUUAGGACAUAUAUGUCUGAACAAUAUGUGUUUAUUUGGAUGCAAGUCUAACGAAGAUUGCGCUUCCGUUGAGUCUUGCAGAGAUAAUGUGUGCACAAAUCCAUGUGUGGCGAUGCCCUGUGGACCCAAUGCCAUCUGUACGGUUGCUAAUCAAAGGGCCAUGUGUUCUUGUCGCAUUGGAUUUGUCCCAAAUCCAACAGCUAAAGUUGCAUGUAUUAGAACACCUGCAGAGCCAUGUAACGAAAAUCAAGAAUGCCCGGCGGGUUACUCAUGUAAUGAUAAUUCCUGUCAACCCGUAUGUUCUUCUGAUGCCAGUUGCCAUGGAAAUGAGAAAUGCGAUAUGUCAGUAUCUAUAUGUAAACCGUUGUGCCGAAAAGACGACGAUUGUCGAAGCGGAGAAAUUUGUAAUGGAUUAGUGUGCAACGUUGGAUGUAGAAGUGAUACCGAUUGUCCACAUGAUAGAUCUUGCAUUAACAACAAGUGCAGAGAUAUGUGUGAAUCCCCGACUGCAUGUGGUGUAAACGCAUUAUGUUCAAUUUCGAACCACCAAAAACAAUGUAGCUGCCCUUUACUGCUCGAAGGUGAUCCUCUGUUCGCUUGUAGAUAUCCGAUGAUAAGCUGCAAAGGAAACAGCGAUUGUAGUUCAGGCCAAACUUGCUAUACAUCUACUUGUCAAGCAGUGUGCCGAACGGACUUGGAAUGCUUAUCUGAUGAACGGUGUCAUAACGGAAUUUGCAAGGCAGUGUGUAAUUCAGACUCUAAAUGUAGUCCUAAUCAGAUAUGUGAAAACCGUUUGUGUGUUGGAGGUUGUCACAGCGAUACUUCAUGUCCCGAUGAUCAAGCGUGUAUCGACAAACAAUGUAGAGCUCCUUGUGACGGCGCUACUACUUGUGGCCCGUGUGCCGAAUGUAAAGUCAUUAAUCACGGAGUGCAAUGUAGUUGUAUGGCUGGGUUUAACGGAAACCCAUUAAUCGGAUGCGCCAAGUCCAUUUUAAAAUGCGACGGAACGUGUCCUUGUGAUUUGGAAACAGGAUAUUGCAUAAAACGGUGUACAGCUAAUAAAGACUGUUCAUGUGGAGAAAUAUGUCACAAAGAUACGUGUACAACGAAAUGUAGUUCCAGCACGAAUUGUCCAACAGGUCAUAUAUGUUCUGAUGGACUAUGCGCCGUCGGAUGUCGUUCUAAUGCAGAUUGUGCUAAUGACCGGUCUUGUCAAAAUGGCAAAUGCAAAAAUCCUUGUGACGUCGUGUCUGCGGGGAUACCGUGUGGAAACAAUUCGGAAUGUCAUGUCAACGAUCAUAGAGCCGUAUGCAUGUGUCCCGACGGGUUCCAGGGAGAACCGAAUAUUGAAUGUGUCAGGUAUACUUGUGACAAGGAUGACGACUGUGAGACGAACAAGAAAUGCGGUUCAGACAAAGUUUGUAGAAAUCCGUGUUUGGAGCAAGGUGCUUGCGGAUCAAAUGCACAGUGUAGAGUUACGAAUAGAAUGGCUUAUUGUACGUGCCCGCUUGGAUACUAUGGAAAUGCUCAACUUGAAUGCAAACCAGGAACGGCGGAUAAGUGCUCAUCGAACCCUUGCGGACAGAACAGCCGGUGCAAAGAAAUUGCCGGUGGUUACGAGUGUCUCUGUCCUCCUGGAUGUACGGGUGACCCUAGCAAGCGGUGCGUGUGCGAGCAAGCCCAACAGCGGUCGGACCCUUGCAAAAGUGUCGUGUGCGGAAAACACGCUCUCUGCCAACCGCUGAACGAUCAGGACGCCAAAUGCUAUUGCCCGACCGAAUAUCCCGCAGGAAAUCCAUACGUAGAAUGCGAAAUGAAAAAAUUACCCUCCGACUGUCGGACAAACGGCUGCGGCAAGGGUGCAGGUUGUCAGUCGAUCGACAGUGCGGGAUCGACGGUGUACGUGUGCCAGUGUCCGCCCGGCACGACGGGUUCUCCGCAAAAAGAGUGCUCCCAAGUGGUCGAAUGCGCCGACGACGGUCAGUGUACAAACGAAAAGACGUGCAUCGACGGACGUUGCGUCGACGCGUGUAGCGUGAGAGACACCUGCGGCUUGAACGCUCUAUGCCGGCCGGUGUUGCACAGGGCCCAAUGCGCGUGCCCGGACUGUUACGCGGGCGACCCGACGGUGGGAUGCGCGCCGGACCCGGGCAGCUGUGUACAGCGCGCCGGCGACGGGCCGACCGUGGCGUCACGGUGCGCCGCGGACGCGGACUGUCCGUCGUCUCGGGCGUGCAGCCCGGUGGACGGUGCGUGUCGUGACCCAUGCGACGGGCUAUCGUGCGAACCGCCCCGGGCCUGCGUGGUCCGCAACCACAAGGCCCGGUGCGCUUGCAAGUACGGUUUCGCCGUCAGCGAGCUUGGCGAGUUGUCGUGCGCGCCCGCCGAGCGCGAGUGCCGGGCCGACGCGGACUGCGCGCCGCACCUCCGGUGCACGGGACAAGGCCGGUGCCAGAGCCCGUGCGACGGUGGUGCCGGCGGUGCGGGCGGCCCGUGUCCGGCCGACAAGCGGUGCCUGGUACUCGACCACCGGGCCGUGUGCGUGUGCGCCGACAACUGCGCGCCAACCGCGUCCAUGUGCCUACGGGACGCCGGUUGUCCGGUGCACGAGGCGUGCGUCAAUUUUGCGUGCGUCGACCCGUGCGCGAACGUCACGUGUCCCGCGGACGCCCCGUGUGGCGUGGACGGGCACCGGGCCGUGUGCAAAUUCUGUCCGGCCGGUUACAGUGCCGAUUCAAAGUCGGGAUGUCUGAAAGUGGUCGGAUGCUCCGCGCACUACGAAUGUCCGUCCGGACAAGCAUGUAUUGCGAAUCAGUGCCAAAACCCGUGUCAACACAACAAUCCAUGUAAUUCACAACAAGACUGUCAAGUACAAGACCAUCAACCAGUUUGCUUGAAACUGUGCCAAUGCCAAAAGAACGUACACUGUCAAAACGGUUAUGUGUGUGAUGGAUGUAACUGUGUGCUAUCGAGUCAAGAUCCUGUUGCGAUCCCGGGGUGCGACCAUUGCCCGACCGGUGUACCAUGUGAUACGGUAACUGGAGCUUGCGCUAAAGUAGACUCGUUACCGCAAUUCACUGUUACAAACCUCACAACUAACGAUGUACUAAUAUCUAGCCUAAGCACAGAAAACUCUAAUGUAUUGACCGAAAUUACUACCAUCCCUGAAUUCGAUACAACCGAUAAAUCUGACCAAUUUUUGACAACCGAAAUUAAUCAAAUAAUCAUAAGUUCUUCAGUACCAACGAAAAUGUUUAAAGGUGAUGACUUACAUUUCGAUAAAAACGAUAUGCCCGAUAUAACUACGAUCGAACCGAUAACAGCUGAUAGUGUUACAAUUACCGAUCCUUCGAUAAAAUCAUAUGACGAGUACACUACCAAAAACGCGUUCAAUUUACCGGACGAACGGCAAGAAAACGAAAACAAUGUUAUUUCGACUAGUAGCACUGUUUGGAUGGAUUCAGAUGAAAAAAUGACACCUGUAACUACGACUGAUAUCAAUGAAGAUAAUGAAACAAAUACAAAUAUAUUUCAGAGCGUAACAUCAGAACCCAACUUUCAAAUAAGUACUAUUUCUAAUUUAAUAAAUAACAGUAAUAAUGUUGGUAAAAACUCGAUCCAGCAUUCUGUAUCAAAAACAGGUGAAAUAACAAAUAAAUCUGAUCGCGUAACAUCAGAACCUAACCUUAAAAUAAGCACUGUUCCUAAUUUAAUUAACAACGGUAAUAAUUUCAUUGAAAUGUCGACUCAAUAUUUUGUACCGAAAACAGUUGAAAUGACAACAAUAUAUGAUAAUAAUGUAGAAGUGAUAUCUAUUAACGAUGGCACAGAAUCCACUUUAACAACUACUAUAAUCAAUGCUCAGACAUCAACAACCGAAAACCCUAUGGGUUCAACUCAAAUGAAGCAAGAUUCAUUUAAGACAACUACCUUAAAUCCCAUAGAAAAUGAAACAAAAUCAUUUAAUGGCUAUUUUGAUGACAAUUUAUCGUUGACCACUGAUACAUCAGAUGUUGAUUUUGACCCAAAUUCAAUCACAGAAAGUGUCACUAAGUCACAAAAUAAAAUAAAUAUUCAAACAACCGAGUUUUCGGAAGAUUUAACAGGAACGGCUACAAUCGGUAUGUCUAGUACAUUUUUCUCAACUACAACACCUGAUGAUUUUAAAACUAGUCCUACCGAUGAUUUGAUAAAUGAAAUAGACACGACUACCCAAAAUGUGAUUCGGGGUUACGAUUCAAAUAUGAUAGAAAUUACGACGAAAAAUACUAAGAAAAAUCUUACAGUGCUUAAUAAUGAUGACAGCAAUAAUGUGCAAAUUACUUCAACAAUGUUUGAUAGUGAUAAUAUAUACACUAGUACUGAUAAAAGUAUAUUAUUGUUCAAUAAAAAUGAAUCUACAGAGAGCUCAACCAACCUCAUAAUCUCCCAAACUUCCAACGACACUUUAAAAGUUGAUACUGAACAAACGGUUUUGGAAACUACAUCAAGUUCAAAUUUUAUACCAAAUACUGCUCAAAGUAUGAACAAAAAUCCUGAAUCGACGACAAAUUUUAUACCCAGUACUGUUCAAAGUAUGAUCAACAAUCCUGAAUCGACGACAAAUUCUAUACCCAAUACUGUUCAAAGUAUGAGCGAAAAUCCUGAAUUGACAACAAAUUUUAUACCCAAUACUGUUCAAAGCAUGAGCGAAAAUCCUGAAUCGACGACAAAUUUUAUACCAAAUACUGCUCAAAGUAUGAUCAAAAAUCCUGAAUCGACGACUAAUUCUAUACCCAGUACUGUUCAAAGUGUGAGCGAAAAUCCUGAAUCGACGACAAAUUUUAUACCCAAUACUGUUCAAAGCAUGAGCGAAAAUCCUGAAUCGACGACAAAUUUUAUACCCAAUACUGUUCAAAGUAUGAGCGAAAAUCCUGAAUCGACGACAAAUUUUAUACCCAAUACUGUUCAAAGUAUGAGCGAAAAUCCUGAAUUGACAACAAAUUUUAUACCCAAUACUGUUCAAAGCAUGAGCGAAAAUCCUGAAUCGACGACAAAUUUUAUACCAAAUACUGCUCAAAGUAUGAACAAAAAUCCUGAAUCGACGACAAAUUUUAUACCCAGUACUGUUCAAAGUAUGAUCAACAACCCUGAAUCGACGACUAAUUCUAUACCCAAUACUGUUCAAAGUAUGAGCGAAAAUCCUGAAUCGACGACAAAUUCUAUACCCAAUACUGUUCAAAGUAUGAGCGAAAAUCCUGAAUUGACGACAAAUUUUAUACCAAAUACUGUUCAAAGCAUGAGCGAAAAUCCUGAAUCGACGACAAAUUUUAUACCCAAUACUGUUCAAAGUAUGAGCGAAAAUCCUGAAUCGACGACAAAUUUUAUACCCAGUACUGUUCAAAGUAUGAUCAAAAAUCCUGAAUUGACGACUGAAACUUCAAACGAAUCUAUGAAUUCUAGAACAAUUUAUUACGACGAAGAAAAUGAAAUAAAAAAUAAUGUACAAGGUACAACGAAGUCAUACUUGGAUAGUACAGAGUAUGAUAAAAAUAACGUAGAAAACACCUCAACAGAAAGUCCUAGUGUUAUAGAAUUUAACACGACUACAGUUCCCACUGAAUUAGAUAACAAUUUGCAAGUUAAUAAUAUUUCUUCAUUUUUAGAAACUACUACGUCAAAUGUACUCCCUGUGUCUAUAAGUACAAUAGACAAUCUAGAAGGUACAACAUUAGUUACAUUGAACGAAUUUGUAAACUCCAAAUUUAAUGGCACAACUGAUUUAAAUGCGAAUGAAGAAACAACAUCAAAGUCUUACAUGUUGGCAACUAAUUAUAAUUAUUCAAACGAGGUUACAGAUCAAUUUAUUGAAAACGAUCAAGAACUCACCACAAAAAGUUCAGAAAAAAUUGUUGAAGUUUUUACCAGAAAUACAACUGACAUAUUUGAUGAAGAAAAAGAACUUCUCUAUACAACUAAUAAUCCUACUACACCUUCAGCGACUACGAUUGAAGACGUAAGAAUCGAAACCGAUAAAACACUAGAUGAUGAAACUACAACUAUUUCCAAGACAAUAAUUAAUGGCAUUGGUACGACAUCUAUAAAUUUAAUAAACAAUGACAUAAAAAAUACGACGGUUGAUGCGACCAAUACAAAUAUAGAAAACGAUUUUACACUUGUUAGUACAAUAGAAACGACUCUCCACCCGAUGACAAUUAGUUCAAAUGCAGAAAUCAUAAUUUCAAAUAAUCAAAUUGAUGAGUACACAACCGUGAACAGCGUCAUGUUCAAUAACUCGACCGAUGAAAACACUCAACGACCUAUACCAACAGAUGAUAUUGAAGCGGCAACCACCGUGACGGCACUCAAUCAUCAAGUGACGAACGAAUCAGUCAAGAAUCCAUCUAAUUUGACUGGUACAGGUGAUAAAGUGAUAACUAGUGCUCCCGAAUUCACUACUCAGAUCGUCGAGUCGUCAAUAAUUCCCGGAUCAGUAAAUAUAAACGAUAGUAAUGUGUCCCAAGGCGUUAUUAAAAAAUGGGAAACGUUGUUCGGUGGUACGGGAAGUGUAAAUGUACCGCCCGUAAGCGAAUCUACAACCGUUGUGGGAACCCGUCUUACGACAGUAAUUAACGGUAUGGAAGAUACAGUAUUAAACACAGAACCUACCGAAACAAUCGUUUCGAAAGAAUUUUUUUCGGAAAACCACCGUGUAACAAACGAUUCUGUAAACAACGACGUGGCUAAUAGUAUGGGAUAUGAUUUAACAACGACCGUUCGUACACGUGGGAAAAAUGAAAGUGUUAUAACAUCGACUAGCGCCGCGAAUAGAGAUGAUACAAUCUCUGCGAACGAAAUGUAUACAAUGGAUAAUGAGGUAACCACUGGAUCAGAUUUUGAAAGAAAAAACGAAUCUAUUGUUUCAACACAAAUUUAUGGAGACCGGACCGAUAACAUUUUAACUGGCGGCGAUCGAACAACACAACAAAUUAUGACGUUCGAUUCAGUAAAUAAUACGUUGUUCGAAACGACCACUACAAAUACACCUAUGACAACGGACAGUUCGAUAUUUAUUUCUAAAGAAACGGAUUUCAAAUAUGCAAAUCGAGAAACCACUACGGUCACAAUUAUGACCAUGGCUGAUUGGAUUAAAACUAAGAGUACCACUCCGAAAGCAUCUUAUAAUGAAAUCGAUACCGAGAAAAGCCUAGAAAACAAUUUAUUCAACUCUCCGACAGAAUCUAACGCACCCGAAAAUAGUGAUACUGUAACGACAAAUAUUCCACUGGAGCCGUUGGAAAAGACAGACAAUGGAGACCAAGUCGAAACGUCUUCGAUCAUAUCAAUAAACGACGCCACCACUAUGAUAAAUUUGUUUACUACAUCUAUAGAAGUGCUUGUUUCGAGCUUAGAUACUGAAAACGAUUCGACAACUAUUGCUGAUAAUACAAUCACCCCUACUGAUGCAGUUACAAGUGCAUUUACAGAAAAUUACGAGACCACAACAUUUACGGGCUCAAACAAAGGUGGUUUGGGCAAAACGUCUUUAAAUCCGCACGAAAUUACGUAUGACUUAACAAUAAUUCACGGGUACACGGACGUGACACCCCAGUUUAACGACACCACCGAUAGCCCCACGGAAAGAUAUACCGUUUUACCGACCGAAGAGACUACGUUUAAUUUUCAAACAGAUUCCCCUUACAACACUGAUUUUAAUAACGAAUCGACGUCCCGCGAUCCCGACCUAGACACGACGGACUUGAAUGAUGAUAAUAAUAAUAAUAUGUUGACUACAACCGAAUACACUAUAACGUCUAAGAGCAUUGAAAUCGAAGAUGUCACUGUAAUACCCGCAAACCACAACCAAACGAAUAUAAACAACAGUUACUCUGUACAACAAAUAAUAACCACAGCAACCAGAAAAUGGUGUUGGAACGAUACCGAUUGUGACGCCGGCCACAAGUGUUUGGCAGCCAAGUGUCUACCAACAGGUGAAAGCCGCGUAAAUAACUGUCCGCCCGGAAUCAUCACGUUACAGUGUCUUAAAGCACCAGGUACCGCGAAAAAGCCGCAAGUAUGCGAAUCCGACACGGAAUGUCUGGACUCGGAAGCUUGUUACAUGGGACAGUGUGAGAAUCUGUGUAGUUUUUCGACGGUAUGUGCUCCAAAUGCCAAAUGCCACGUGAUAAAACACAGACCCGUUUGUUCGUGUCCCCCAGGAUACGAAGGGAACCCGGCCACUAAGUGUUAUCAACCGAAACUGUUAACCUGCAAUACGAACAAUGAUUGUACGAACGGCGAAGUUUGCAUCCAGCAAAUUUGCCAAAACCAGUGCAACGUUCAUAACCCGUGCGCUCAAAACGCAGCGUGCAUUAACACCGCUCAUGGAGUCGAUUGUAGCUGCGUAGAAGGAUUUCAAGGCAACGGAUUUGUAGGAUGUCUACCAGUUCGAUCGUACAAACCCAUUUGCCAAUACAACGAAGACUGUCCGCCAGAUAAAUUAUGUGAUCGAUUAAAUCGCGUAUGUAUAAAUCCGUGUGCGGAAGACUCUUGUGGUGAAAACGCCGAGUGUUAUCCUGUAAACCACGGUACAGAAUGCAGAUGUUUACAAGGCCAUCAAGGAAAUCCAUACAUCUCUUGUGCAUCAGUCACCGGAUGUCGGUCGAAUAAUGAAUGCUCAACUAAUGAAGCGUGCAUCAAUGGAAAAUGCUCUAACCCAUGUAGAUGUGGUCCAAAUGCUGUCUGCGACGUUGUAAACCAUAAGGCAACAUGCAAGUGUCUUGCCGGCUACAACGGAAAUCCAUUAUUAGGAUGUCAAGUACCUCAAAAUCCAUGUGAUCCAAAUCCUUGUGGAAUGCACGCUCUUUGCGAAAUUGACAAUGGAAAUCCAAUUUGCUACUGUCCGAAAGGAAUGACAGGAAAUCCAUUUAAAAGUUGCAUUCCUGAAGGUGAUGAAUGCUCACCAAAUCCAUGUGGUCCCUACUCUGGAUGCAGAGUAGUUCAAGGUUCUGCAGUUUGUUUCUGUUUAUCUGAGUAUGAAGGGGAUCCUCCCAUUACACCUUGCCGUUUACCAACCAAUCCUUGUACACCCUCUCCAUGUGGACCUAACACUCAGUGUACAUUGUUGGAUAAUGGAUUUGCCAAAUGUACAUGUUUACCAGGAUACAUCGAGAGUCCAAACACAAUACGUGGAUGCGUAGAGAAGAAGAAUCCAUGUGAACCAAACCCAUGUGGACAAAGCGCCGUUUGUGAUCCAAACAGGCAACCAUCAUGUUUCUGCCCAGAGCCGUUAAUUGGAAAUCCAUAUAAGUUUUGUGGUGAAUCACUGAAAACCUUAUGUCAACCGGGACCUUGUGGUGCAAAUGCAGAUUGUUAUGUAACUGGAAGCAAUGAACAGUGUUAUUGUAAAAAUGGCUAUUCAGGAAACCCUUACGAUGGUUGUAUUUCAAUUCCAACGAGUCCGUGUGAACCAAAUCCAUGUGGAAAAUAUGCAUACUGCAAAAUUUCAUCAGAAGGAAAACCUUUAUGCUCCUGUCCUGAUGGUAUGGGUGGAGAUCCACUAACAGGAUGUAAAGGCCCGGAAUGUACAACUAAUGAUGAUUGUCCAUGGGAUAAAUCAUGCUUAGGCUACAAAUGUAAUAAUCCGUGUCCAGGAGCGUGUGGAGUAGGAGCUUCGUGCAAAGUUGAAAAACAUCACCCUGUAUGUACAUGUAAUCGUGGACUAACUGGAAAUCCAUUCUUCCGCUGUUAUCAAAUAAGUUCGGAUCCAGCUCCAACUGGAAAUCCAUGUUUACCUAACCCAUGUGGAAUUAAUACUGAAUGUAAAAUUCAAAAUCGUAAGCCCGUAUGUACAUGCCUAACAAAUUUCGUUGGAGAUCCUAAGACUGGAUGUCAGCCUGAGUGUGUUUUAAAUACUGAUUGUAAGAAUCAUCAAGCUUGUAUUGAUUACCGAUGUCGAGAUCCAUGUGCAUUUGGAAACAUUUGUGGUCUUGGAGCAGUAUGCCAAUGCAAAGAUCAUACACCGCUAUGUUCUUGUAGAGAAGGUUUUGUUGGAGAUCCAUUCUUACAAUGUUUACCAAAACCCGACGAUGAGCCAUUUAAAAAUAUGACUCUGCCUUGUGCACCUUCACCAUGUGAUCCAUAUUCUUCAUGUAAUGUGUAUGGCGGUCAAAUAGCAAUGUGUGAUCCCUGCUCUUCAAUUGAACAACAAUGGAAUCCACAAUGUCAUCCUCAAUGUUUAUACAACUCUGAUUGCCCAUUCAAUUUAGCUUGUGUGGGACAAAAAUGUAUUGAUCCUUGUCCAGGAUCUUGUGGUAUUCAAGCUGAAUGUACUGUUGUGUAUCAUAAUCCAAUUUGUUCAUGCCAAUCGGGGCUAAUAGGAAAUCCAUACGAACACUGUUCUACUCCAAAACAAAAUGAUGUGGCUAAGCCUAUUUCAUGCGAUCAAGUGCAAUGUGGAGCAAAUGCUGUAUGCAAAAAAUCAAAUGGAAUGACUAUUUGUGUUUGUCGUCAACAAUAUUAUGGAAACCCGUACUUAUCAUGCCGACCCGAAUGUGUCAUAAAUACUGAUUGUGGACAAACAUUAUCUUGUAUUAAUAACAAAUGCGUUAAUCCUUGCUUGGGUGUAUGUGGCGUUAACGCGCAAUGCCAAGUAGUUAAUCAUUUCCCUGUAUGUUUCUGUCAACAAGAUUAUUCAGGAGAUCCUUUCGUGAGCUGUUAUCAAGCUGCUAGACCAAAUUAUCCACCAAUUAUGGGCCCAGCAGACAAUGCUUGUGACCCCUCUCCGUGCGGUUCUAACAGUCGGUGUCAUAUUUCGGAACAAGGAUUUGCAACAUGUUCAUGCUUACCAGGCUAUCGUGGUUCUCCACCAGUAUGUAAACCAGAGUGUGUAGUAAGCGCGGAAUGCCCGCAAACUCAAGCUUGCUUAAAUCAAAAAUGUGUUGACCCAUGUCCUGGUACAUGUGGUGUUGGAGCUAAUUGUCAUUCUAUUUGCCAUAAUCCGAUCUGUAGUUGUCCACCAGGACACGUCGGUGAUCCAUUCGUUAGCUGUCAUUUACCACUCGCUGAAGAAACUCCUAAAGUACCUGGAAAUCCUUGUGAACCUACACCAUGUGGGCCAAAUUCAAUUUGUGAGAUUAAAAAAGGUCAUCCAGUUUGUUCAUGUUCUCCAAAUUAUAUUGGAAGUCCACCAUAUUGCCGUCCAGAAUGUAUAAUGAAUCACGAAUGUCCACAUAACAAAGCAUGCAUUCAAGAAAAAUGUCAAAACCCGUGCACAAAAUCAUGCGGCUUGAAUGCUAAAUGUGAUGUUGUUAAUCAUACGCCAUUCUGUACUUGUGUAUCAGGUUACGAAGGAGAUGCGUUUAUAAGCUGUACUAGAAUUCCACCAACUGUGUUACCUGAAAUUCCAAGAGAUCCAUGUAACCCUUCACCGUGUGGUGAUAAUACUCAAUGUUUUAGUGAAAAUAAUGGAGUCGCAAAAUGUGUUUGUAUACCACCUUAUAUCGGCAACCCUUACUCUGGUGGUUGUAGGCCAGAAUGUUUGAUGAAUAGUGAUUGUAUGUCAAACUUGGCAUGUUUGGCUAGCCAUUGUCGAGAUCCGUGUCCAGGUGUAUGUGGUCUCAAUGCUCAAUGUAACGUUGUUAGUCAUAUACCAGUUUGUACUUGUUUCCCCGGAUAUAUCGGAGAUCCAUUCCAAUCUUGUAGAAUAGAACCAAUUAAUCCGCCAGCUCCCCAAAAUCCUUGUGAACCUUCACCUUGUGGUCCAAAUAGUCAAUGUCGUACCCAAGGUUAUAAUGCAGUUUGUUCAUGUAUACAAGGUUUUAUCGGAACCCCUCCUUCUUGUCGACCAGAAUGCGUUGUAAGUGCUGAAUGCCCAGUAGAUAAGGCAUGUAUAGCACAAAAGUGUUCAGAUCCUUGUCCUGGAACAUGUGGGUUACAUGCUCGGUGCAAUGUAAUUAAUCACAAUCCCAUUUGUACUUGUCCACCGAAAUUCGUAGGUGAUCCAUUUGUGAGGUGUAUUCAAGAAGAACCUAAAACUCCUCCGGUCGUUUACCAAGAUCCUUGUUUCCCGUCACCAUGUGGUGCUAAUUCUGAAUGUAGAGAAUAUGAUAGUAGACCUGUCUGUUCAUGUUUACCGGGAAUGCUUGGAGCUCCACCAAACUGUCGACCAGAGUGCUUAAUUCACGCUGACUGUCCAACUAGGUUAGCUUGUCUACAAAGUAAAUGUCGAGAUCCCUGUACCGGAUCUUGUGGGUUCAAUUCUAGAUGUACUGUAAUCAAUCAUCAACCAGUGUGUUCAUGUGAGCCGGGCUACCAAGGUGAUCCAUUUAAUGGAUGUAAUGCUGUCGCAGCUUUCGAUUAUACGCCUGUAACUCCUUGCAACCCUUCACCGUGUGGAGCAAACGCUGUAUGUAAAGAAUCAAAUGGUGCCGGUUCUUGUUCAUGUAUCCCAGAAUAUUUUGGCGAUCCGUACUCUGGAUGUCGACCAGAAUGUGUAAACAAUCUCGAUUGCGCGUGGAAUAAAGCAUGCAUCAAUUACAAAUGUAUAGAUCCUUGUAUUGGUGCUUGUGGUUUAUAUGCUGAAUGCAAGGUCAGCAACCAUGCUCCGACUUGCUAUUGUUUGCAAGGGUACACCGGGAGUGCUUUAUUAUCAUGUCAUAAAAUUGAGUUUGAUCCAACAUGUGAAGUUGAUUUGGUUAUUACGAAAAACCCUUGCAUGAAAUCGCCUUGUGGGCAAUACAGUCAGUGUCGAGCUGUAAAUGGCCAUGCAGUAUGCUCUUGUUUACCUGGAUACUUUGGAAAUCCUCCAAAUUGUCAUCCAGAGUGCAUAACUAGUUCAGAUUGUCCACAAGAUAAAUCAUGUGUAAAUCAAAUCUGUUCAGACCCAUGUCCAGGCACAUGUGGUUACAACGCACAAUGUCGAGUUGUGAAUCAUAGUCCGAUAUGUAGUUGCUAUUCAGGUUAUUACGGUGAUCCAUUUGUUCGUUGUGCUAUUAUUGAAAAGCCUCCGCCACCAGAACAGGAUAGACUACCACAGAACCCUUGUGUUCCAUCACCGUGUGGUCCAAAUUCUAUAUGUCAUCCUAAAGAUUAUACUCCUAUCUGUUCUUGUUUACCAAACUAUAUUGGUAGACCUCCUUGCUGCAGACCAGAAUGCACAAUAAAUGCCGAAUGCUUUGGCAAUUUGGCUUGUGUUAACGAAAGGUGUAUAGAUCCUUGUCCCGGUUCCUGUGGUAUCAACGCCUUUUGUAAAGUGAUUUCCCAUAAUCCUGUAUGUAAAUGCAAUGACGGGUAUACCGGUGAUCCAUUUAUAGCCUGCCGACCGACACCUAUUUCACUACCACCACCAGCAGAUGUGCCAAGUGAUCCGUGUAACCCAUCACCAUGUGGGGCAAAUGCUAUUUGCAAAGAAAGAAAUAAUGCUGGAUCUUGCACAUGUAUUCCUGAAUAUACAGGGGAUCCUUAUACAGGAUGUAGACCAGAGUGCGUGCUAAAUAGUGAAUGUCCUAGAGACAGAGCUUGCAUAAACAAUAAGUGUCGUGACCCAUGUCCAGGAAUGUGUGGUUUAUAUGCUGAAUGCAGAGUUAUCAACCAUUCUCCUUCAUGUGCUUGUCUUCCAGGAUAUACUGGCAAUCCAUUGUCUGCUUGUCAACUUCUCCCAGUUGCCAGCCCAGAUCUACCACCUAAAAACCCUUGCAUACCUUCACCUUGUGGUCCGUACAGUCAAUGCAGGACAGUAAAUGACCAUGCAGUCUGUUCAUGUCAAACAAAUUAUAUCGGUACACCCCCAGCUUGUCAUCCAGAAUGUAUGGUUAGUUCUGAGUGUGCUCAAGAUAAGGCAUGUGUCAAUCAAAAAUGUGUAGACCCAUGUCCUGGAACCUGUGGCCUCAAUGCGCGGUGUCAAGUUGUCAACCACAAUCCUAUAUGUAGCUGUUCAGCUGGAUAUACUGGUGAUCCAUUUGUCCGGUGUUUACAAGAAAAACCAACAUAUUACGAUGAACCAUCAAUUCCGACUAACCCGUGCGUUCCAUCUCCAUGUGGACCUAACUCUUUGUGCCGCGAUCACAGUGGAACUCCUGCGUGUUCAUGUUUGUCUAAUUAUAUUGGUCGGCCACCAAAUUGCCGUCCAGAAUGUACAAUUAAUGCCGAAUGCCCUGGAAAUCUCGCUUGUGUUAACGAAAAAUGUCGAGAUCCGUGUCCUGGCUCAUGUGGAAUAUACGCAACAUGUAAUACAGUAAAACAUGUACCUCAGUGUGUUUGUCAAAAUGGAUACACUGGAGAUCCAUUUAGUGGAUGUUCGCUCAUACAACAAAUUCCAACUGAAGGGCCAAAGAUGCCUUGCAAUCCAUCGCCAUGUGGAGCAAAUGCAGUAUGUAAAGAACGAAAUGGUGCUGGUUCUUGUUCGUGCUUACCGGAAUAUUUUGGAGAUCCAUAUACUGGAUGUAGGCCAGAAUGUGUGACCAAUUCUGAUUGUGAUCGUAGUAAAUCUUGUAUGAACAAUAAAUGUCGUGAUCCAUGUCCAGGAGUUUGCGGCUUGAAUGCAGAAUGCAGAGUUAUUAACCACUCACCGUCUUGCUAUUGCCCAGUGGGUUAUACUGGAGAUCCAACGUUAUCUUGCUACAUUCAACCAUUACUUGAUCCAGAACCACCCACAAAUCCAUGUAUCCCUUCACCAUGUGGCCCUUACAGUCAAUGCAGACCUGUCAAUAAUCAUGCUGUAUGUUCAUGCCAAACGGAUUACAUUGGAACACCACCAUCAUGUCGGCCAGAGUGUAUGGUGAGCUCUGAAUGUCCCCAAGAUAAAGCAUGUGUUAGAAAGAAAUGUAUAGACCCAUGCCCUGGUACAUGUGGAUCAAAUGGAAGAUGUCAAGUGGUCAAUCAUAAUCCAAUUUGCAGUUGUCCUCCCGGUUAUAACGGAGAUCCAUUUGUAAGGUGCUUCAAAGAACAACCUCCACCAGCUGAUAUACCAACCAAUCCAUGUGUGCCAUCUCCAUGUGGUCCAAAUUCAGUAUGUCGUGAAAUUGGUCACACCCCAGCAUGUUCAUGUUUGGACAGUUACAUUGGACGACCACCUAAUUGUCGACCAGAAUGUACCAUCAAUGCUGAAUGCCCAGGGAAUUUAGCAUGUUCAAAAGAAAGAUGUAAAGACCCAUGUCCAGGUUCAUGUGGAAUAUAUGCCACGUGUGUAACGAUAAACCAUAGUCCACAAUGUAACUGUGAACCAGGUUAUACAGGAGAUCCAUUUGCUGGAUGUUCAUUAAUACAACAAGUUGUUCCAACUGAAGGACCUAAAAUGCCCUGUAACCCAUCGCCAUGUGGAGCAAACGCUAUAUGCAAAGAACGUAAUGGAGCAGGAUCUUGUAUAUGUUUACCAGAAUAUUUUGGUGAUCCUUACACGGGAUGUAGACCAGAAUGUGUGACUAAUUCAGAAUGUGAUAGGAGUAAAGCAUGCGUAAAUAAUAAAUGCCGUGAUCCUUGUCCUGGUACUUGUGGACUUAAUGCAGAAUGCAGUGUCAUCAAUCACACACCAUCAUGUACAUGUUUCCCAGGUUAUACUGGCAAUCCUAUUACCGCAUGCCAUAUGCCACCACCAAUGGAUGAAAUACCUAAAAAUCCAUGUGAACCAUCACCAUGUGGGCCUUACAGCGUAUGUAGAACUGUGAAUGACCAUGCAGUAUGUUCUUGCCAAACUAACUAUAUUGGUACUCCUCCGGGUUGUCGUCCGGAAUGUGUAGUUAGUUCAGAAUGUCCUCAAAACAGAGCUUGUAUUAAUCAAAAAUGUUCAGACCCUUGUAUUGGAAUAUGUGGUAUAGGAGCCAGGUGCCAAGUCAUAAAUCACAAUCCAAUUUGCAGUUGUCCAAGUGGUUUAAUUGGUGAUCCAUUUGUUCAAUGCAAAUCAGAACCACGACCAACUCAGCCGCCACCUAGUGGAAACCCUUGUGUUCCAUCCCCAUGUGGUCUGAAUUCAAUAUGCCGUGAAGUUGGCUCAACACCAGCAUGCUCUUGUCUGCCAAACUAUAUAGGAAGGCCACCAAACUGUCGCCCAGAAUGUUCGAUAAAUGCAGAAUGUCCAGGAAAUCUUGCUUGCUUAAACGAGCGUUGCAAAGAUCCUUGUCCUGGUUCUUGUGGGGUACACGCAACUUGUGUAACACGUAAUCAUAGACCACAGUGUACUUGUGAAACUGGAUAUACUGGAGAUCCAUUUGCUGGGUGUUCCAUAGUUCAACAAAUUCCUCCUACUGAAGGACCGAGGGAUCCAUGUAAUCCGUCUCCAUGUGGAGCUAAUGCUAUUUGUCGAGAAAAGAACGGCGCUGGUUCUUGUGUUUGUCUACCUGAAUAUUUCGGUGAUCCAUACACGGGAUGUAGACCUGAAUGUGUUACAAAUGCAGAUUGUGAUCGUACAAAAGCAUGUGCAAAUAACAAAUGUAAGGAUCCAUGUCCUGGAACAUGUGGCCUUAACGCAGAAUGUAAAGUUCUAAACCACGCACCUUCGUGCAGUUGUAUACCUGGAUACACUGGUGAUCCGUUGAGCAUAUGCCAUGUUAUACCCAUAACUGAAGCUACACCGAUAGAUCCUUGUGUUCCAUCACCAUGUGGCCCUAACAGUCAAUGCAGAGAACUAAACGACCAUGCCGUUUGUUCUUGUUUAAGUUCUUUUAUCGGUACACCCCCAUCUUGUCGUCCUGAAUGCGUUGUCAGUUCAGAGUGUAGUCAAAACAAAGCUUGUGUUAAUCAAAAAUGUAGUGACCCCUGCAUUGGUACUUGCGGCCUGAAUACAAGGUGUCAAGUAGUAAAUCACAAUCCCAUUUGUAGCUGUUCCCCCGGAUAUACGGGCGAUCCUUUUGCUUCUUGCAAUAAAAUACAACCCACAACCACUCCUUCACCGCCUACAGCCCCUUGCUCUCCGUCACCUUGUGGACCUCACUCUCAAUGUAGAGUGGUGAGCAAUACAGCUGCAUGUUCUUGUUUGCAAAACUACAUUGGUCGGCCACCCAAUUGUAGGCCUGAGUGUGUUAUUAGCGCGGAAUGUUCAAGUAACUUGGCAUGUAUCAAUGAAAAAUGCUCUGAUCCAUGCCCGGGAUCAUGUGGACAAUAUGCUCAUUGUAGAGUCAUCAAUCACCACCCAGUUUGUACUUGUUUACCUGGGUACACUGGCGAUGCGCUUACAUAUUGCCAACUGUUACCUACCUCUACCGAAAGAUCACCAGAAGCUGUAGAUCCUUGUUAUCCAUCACCAUGUGGUCCCAAUUCAGAUUGUGUCAACCGAAAUGGAGUAGCUGCUUGUACGUGCUCUACGGGAUUCUUCGGUGAUCCUUACACAGGAUGCCGAAGAGAAUGUGAAAACAACGAUGAUUGUAAUUUGGCUUUGGCUUGCAUUGGUUAUAAAUGCAUAGAUCCUUGUCCAGGAACAUGUGGUUCUGAAGCAUUAUGUACAGUUGUGAAACAUAUACCUAUUUGCUCUUGUCCACCAUCUUUUACUGGUGAUCCAUUUACUUCUUGUCGUCCGAUACCAGUUAUCCCAACACAAAGAGAACCAAUCGACCCAUGCCAUCCAUCCCCAUGUGGACCUAACAGCCAGUGUCGUAAAAUUAACGAUCAAGCCGUUUGCUCUUGUUUGCCAAAUUAUAUGGGUAGUCCACCAGUAUGUAGACCUGAAUGUGUUGUCAGUUCAGAAUGUCCUUUAGACAAAGCUUGUACAAAUCAAAAAUGUUUGGAUCCUUGUCCAAAUACUUGCGGAAUACAAGCCUUGUGUACUGUGAGAAAUCAUAACCCAAUUUGUGCAUGUCCAGCUGGAUAUUCUGGAGAUCCGUUCUCACAUUGUGCCUUAAUACGUAAGAAUAAAAAAUAAACUAUAAUUAAAUGAGAUAAUUUUUAUAAUGUAUUUUCAGCUACUACGCCAACACCUCCAGUAACCGAACGUCCAGCAUCGUGUUAUCCAACACCUUGUGGACCUAAUUCACAAUGCCAGAUACAAAAUGGAAUCCCUGUAUGCUCAUGUCUACCAGACUUCAUUGGCUCACCACCUUCAUGCAGACCUGAAUGUGUUAUAAGUGCUGAAUGUCCAAGUCAAUUGGCUUGUAUGAACCAAAAAUGUCGUGACCCAUGUAUAGGUUCAUGUGGAUUAAAUGCCAAUUGCCACGUACUAAAUCAUAUUCCAAUUUGUACUUGCAAUAAUGGUCUAACAGGAGAUCCAUUCGACUUUUGUACACAAAUACAAAUAACUACCGAGAGACCAUUAGCAUCUGAUCCUUGUAAUCCAUCACCUUGUGGGCCAAAUGCGAUCUGCAAAGGAAAUGGAAAUUGCGAGUGCUUGCCGGAAUACACAGGAAACCCAUAUGAGAAUUGUCGUCCAGAGUGUGUGUUAAACACGGAAUGUUCUAGAGACAAGGCAUGUAUGAGAAAUAAAUGUAGUGAUCCAUGUAUUGGAACUUGCGGUCAAGGUGCCAAUUGUGAUGUAGUGAAUCACAUUCCAAUUUGUUCAUGCCCGACCAAAUAUUCAGGAGAUCCAUUCACAAUCUGUCGACCUGUUCCAGAUGAUGUUCCUGUAUCAAGUGACCCGUGUAGUCCAUCACCGUGUGGUGCUUAUAGCCAAUGUCGAAACUCAGAUAAUCAUGCAGUGUGUUCUUGUUUACCAAAUUACAUUGGUGCACCACCAUCAUGCCGCCCAGAAUGUACUGUCAGCUCUGAAUGUAAUCCAGACAAAGCAUGUGUGAACAUGAAAUGUAUCAACCCGUGUGUAGGAGCUUGUGGUUCUGGAGCUAGAUGUGAAGUAAUUAAUCAUAGUCCAAUCUGCAGUUGUAGAGAAGGUCAAACUGGAGAUCCAUUCCGAAGCUGUUAUACGAUACAAAAACCAGUUCUUCCACCUCAAAACGAUCCACCAAAACUGCCCUGUGUCCCUUCACCAUGUGGUCCAAAUUCUCAAUGUAUAGCUUCGGGAAAUAACCCAUCGUGUUCAUGUUUACCAUCUUAUAUUGGUGCUCCGCCAAAUUGUCGACCAGAAUGUAUAAUAAACCCAGAUUGUCCAUCAACUCUUGCUUGCAUUAACAACAAAUGUAGAGAUCCAUGUCCAGGAUCUUGUGGAAGUGAUGCACAUUGCCAAGUUGUUAAUCAUGCAGUUUCGUGUCUAUGUCCUUCUGGAUUUACAGGAAAUCCAUUUGUUCAAUGUAUUUAUCAACAAGAAAAUUUAAAUCCAUGUGAACCAUCUCCAUGUGGUGCAAAUGCAAUAUGUAAACAACAAGAUGGUGCCGGAUCUUGUUCUUGCAUUAAUGAUUAUUAUGGAAACCCAUAUGAGGGUUGCCGACCUGAAUGUGUUCACAGUUCGGACUGUCCAACAAACAAGGCAUGUAUUGGAAAUAAAUGUGUGGAUCCUUGUCCCGGUGUAUGCGGAGUAGAUGCUGUUUGCACGGUUAUUAGUCAUGUUCCAACUUGCAACUGUAUAUCUGGGUAUAUAGGAAAUCCAUUCACGUACUGCCAACCUCAACCUCCAACAACUCAAGCAACAGUGUAUGACCCUUGUCACCCAUCACCUUGCGGCCCUAACAGUCAAUGUAAAAAUGUAAACCAACAAGGAGUAUGUUCUUGUCAAAAAGACUUCCAAGGAACUCCACCAAAUUGUAGACCAGAGUGUGUGGUAAACAAUGAAUGUCCAUCGAAUAGAGCUUGUCAUAAAUUCAAAUGCACAGACCCUUGUCCUGGAACCUGUGGACUAAAUGCUCGUUGUGAAGUUAUUAAUCACAGUCCAAUUUGCACAUGUUCACCUGGUUUAAUUGGAGAUCCUUUCACAAGAUGCUAUCCACAACCAGUGAAACCACUAGAUGAACCGGUGAUACCUACAAAUCCUUGUAUUCCCUCGCCAUGUGGACCGAAUUCUGAGUGUAGGCCAGUUGGAAAUCAACCAUCAUGUUCGUGUCGAACAAAUUACGUCGGUGCUCCACCAAAUUGUCGACCCGAAUGUUCCGUUAAUUCUGACUGUCCUUCCAUGUUAUCUUGUAUAUCAGAUAAAUGUAGAGAUCCAUGUUAUGGAUCUUGUGGCUUAAAUACAGACUGUAGAGUUCAAAAUCACAUACCAACUUGUACAUGUAUCUCUGGACACAACGGUGAUCCAUUUACGCAAUGUAUUCCAAUAAUAGAACAACCAACACUAGCCACGCCUACCGAUCCAUGUAAUCCAUCACCGUGUGGAUCCAAUACUCAAUGUUACAAUGGAGUUUGUCAAUGUCUGACAAACUAUUUCGGUGAUCCAUUAAUAGGUUGUCGGCCUGAGUGUACAAUGAACACGGAUUGUCCUAGGAAUAAAGCAUGUUUAAACCAAAAGUGUCAAGAUCCUUGUCCAGGCACUUGUGGUCAAGGUGCCAUAUGCGAUGUCAUUAACCAUAUUCCAACUUGCAGUUGCCCAACUGGUACAGCUGGCGACGCAUUUGUUAUUUGUAGACCCAUUAAAGUUCGAGACGAACCAUCUAGAGACCCAUGUAAUCCUUCUCCGUGUGGGCCAAACAGCGUUUGUCGCGUAGUAGAAGGACAUGCUGUCUGUUCCUGUCAAAAUAGUAUGAUCGGUUCUCCACCUUCUUGUCGUCCAGAAUGUGUUGUUAGUGCAGAGUGUCCUUUAACUCAAGCAUGUCUCAUGAGCAAAUGCCGUGAUCCAUGUCCUGGAACUUGUGGCCACCUUGCUAACUGUAAAGUAGUAAAUCAUAGUCCUAUUUGUACUUGUCCACCACAGCAUAGUGGAGAUCCAUUUAGGAGUUGUUAUCCUGUUCAAGAAAUAAGACCCACACCAUCAGCUGAUCCAAUUAAUGUCUGUGUCCCAUCACCGUGUGGACCCAAUUCUGAGUGUAGGGAUCGUGGAGGAGCACCGGCGUGCUCGUGCUUGUCAAAUUAUGUAGGAACGCCACCAUCGUGCAGACCGGAAUGUACAAUUAAUCCAGAAUGUCCUAGCCAUUUAUCAUGUAUUAAUCAAAAGUGUACAGACCCUUGCCCUGGUUCAUGUGGCUCAAAUGCUGCAUGUUCUGUGAUUAAUCACACUCCAAUGUGUUCUUGCAAUAAUGGAUUUACUGGAGAUCCGUUUACAUAUUGUCAAUCAGUCCCGGUGUUAGCAGUAUAUCAAGAACCCUUAAACCCAUGCAUUCCUUCCCCCUGUGGAAUGAACGCUAUAUGCAAAGAGUAUAAUGGUGCUGGUUCGUGUAGUUGUUUACCAGAAUAUUAUGGAAAUCCAUAUGAAGGCUGUAGGCCAGAAUGUGUUAUAAACUCUGAUUGCACACCUCAAAAAGCUUGUGUGAAAAAUAAAUGUCAAAAUCCAUGCGCUGGAACUUGUGGUCAAAACGCAGAAUGCUACGUGACUAAUCAUUUACCAUCUUGUACAUGUAUACCAGGUUUUACUGGUGAUCCAUAUAAGUACUGCAUCCUAGCUCCACCACCACAACAACUACAAGCGGAUCCAAUUAAUCCUUGUGUUCCAUCACCAUGUGGACCAAACAGUCAAUGUAAGGAAAUAAAUUACCAAGCAGUGUGUUCAUGUCUACAAUCAUAUGUGGGAAGUCCUCCAAACUGUAGACCAGAGUGUGUUGUCAACUCAGAAUGUGGCAGACCCAAAGCGUGCCGAAAUUUAAAAUGCGUUGACCCUUGUUUAAAUGCUUGUGGGUCUAAUUCAAAAUGCAAAGUAAUAAAUCAUAGCCCCAUAUGUUCGUGUAAAGAAGGAUUUACUGGUGAUCCAUUUUCAAGUUGUUAUGCUAUACAAUAUUUGCCAUCACCACCAAUACAAAAUGAACCAAUUAACCCAUGUAUACCAUCACCAUGUGGCCUAUACUCAUAUUGUAAAGAUUCCAAUGGAUAUCCUUCUUGUUCUUGUCAAGAGAAUUAUAUUGGUUCUCCGCCAAAUUGUAGACCUGAAUGUACAAUAAACGAAGAAUGUCCAAAAGAUAAGGCUUGUAUGAAGCAAAAAUGCCAAGACCCAUGUCCAGGAUCAUGUGGUGUUAAUGCUAAUUGUAAUGUUUAUAAUCAUAACCCAAUAUGCUCAUGUAUUGAUGGUUACACAGGAGAUCCAUUCACCAGUUGCUAUAUAAAACCAACAUCUCCUCCUCAGCCACAAUAUGAUGAUCCGUGUAACCCGUCCCCAUGUGGUUCAAAUGCAUUAUGUAAUAAUGGUGUUUGCUCUUGCUUGAGUGAAUAUCAAGGUGAUCCAUACUCUGGCUGUCGUCCAGAAUGUAUUUUAAAUACAGAUUGUCCCAUUAUUAAAGCGUGCAUCAAUAAUAAAUGUAAAAAUCCAUGCCAAGGAACAUGUGGAUUAAAUGCAAUUUGUAAUGUUUACAAUCAUAUUCCGAUGUGUACGUGUCCCCAAGGCAUGAAUGGAAAUGCAUUUAUUCAAUGCAUACCUAUCCAAGCAUCUGUUGAAGUUAUCAACCCAUGUGCUCCAUCUCCUUGUGGACCAAAUAGCCAAUGUAAACAAUUGAAUGGUGUAGCGGUAUGUUCAUGCAUAUCUGGAUACUUGGGUGCACCACCUUUAUGUAGACCUGAAUGUACAAUUAAUUCCGACUGUGGUCUAAACGAAGCUUGUUCAAAUCAAAAGUGUCGAAAUCCAUGUCCUAGUAUUUGUGGAAUUGGUGCAAAAUGUCAAGUCAUAAAUCAUAAUCCAAUUUGUAGUUGUCCACCAGGAUUAAUUGGUGAUCCAUUUACAAGAUGUUAUAAUAAACCAGCCGAUUUACCACAAUACGUUGGUAAUCCUUGCAUUCCGUCUCCUUGUGGACCGAAUUCACAGUGUAAGGUUCAAGGCGAAUCACCAUCAUGCUCAUGCCUACCUAAUUUCAUCGGAUCACCUCCAAAUUGCAAGCCGGAAUGUAUUACUAAUAGCGAGUGCUCAUAUAAUUUAGCUUGUGCUAAUAUGAAAUGCAAAGAUCCUUGUCCAGGUUCGUGCGCACCAAAUGCCGAAUGCCAUGUAGUAAGCCAUUCGCCAAUAUGCAAAUGUCCAAUUGGAUACGUAGGAGAUCCGUUCACACAAUGCAUUAUACAACAAGCCGAUCCAGUACCACAAGAGUAUUUAAAUCCAUGUGUACCAUCCCCCUGUGGGACAAAUGCAAUAUGUAAAGAACAAAAUGGAGCUGGAUCGUGUACGUGCUUGCCUGAAUACUAUGGAAAUCCAUAUGAAGGGUGUAGACCGGAAUGUGUUUUGAAUACAGACUGUGCGUCAAACAAAGCAUGCUCUAAUUACAAGUGUAAAAACCCCUGUCCAGGAACAUGUGGUCAAAAUGCAGAAUGUCAAGUAGUUAAUCAUUUGCCCAUGUGUUCUUGUUAUCAAGGAUAUACUGGUGAUCCAUUUAGAUACUGUCAUCAAAUACCUCCUCCACAACAAACUGAAAUCGAACCAAUUAAUCCAUGUUCACCAUCUCCAUGUGGGCCAAAUAGUCAAUGUCGGGAAAUUAACCAUCAAGCUGUUUGCUCAUGCCUUCCGACGUACGUAGGGAGCCCGCCUGGAUGUAGACCAGAAUGUGUAACAAAUUCAGAGUGUGCUUCGAGUAAAGCAUGCAUAAAACAGAAAUGUUCAAAUCCUUGUCCUGAACCAUGUGGGCAAAAUUCAAACUGCAAAGUGAUCAACCACAGUCCUGUGUGUUCGUGUAUUAAUGGUUUUACCGGAGAUCCAUUUAUUCGCUGUUAUCAAAUACCUCCCCCUCCACCACAAUUUGAUCCAGUUUAUGUAAACCCUUGCGUUCCAUCACCAUGUGGUCCUUAUUCUCAAUGUAGAGAACAGAAUGGCUAUCCAUCAUGUUCAUGUUUAGCUGAAUACAUAGGAAGUCCGCCAAAUUGCCGUUAUGAAUGUACAAUUAAUGCAGAAUGCCCCAGAGAUAAAGCGUGUAUGAAGCAAAAAUGUCAAGAUCCGUGUCCUGGGUCAUGUGGUGUAAACGCUUUAUGCAAUGUAGUAAACCAUACACCAAUUUGCUUGUGUCCUGAUAACUAUGAAGGCAAUCCUUUUGAAAAUUGUAGACCAAAACCCAUGGAUGUUCCAGAACCAGUGUAUUCAGACCCAUGUAAUCCAUCGCCUUGUGGUCCUAAUUCUGAUUGCUUUAAUGGUGUUUGUAAAUGUAAACCUGAAUUCCAAGGUGAUCCAUACUCUGGAUGCAGACCUGAAUGUGUACUAAAUAACGAUUGUCCCAGAAACAAAGCUUGCAUAAAAAAUAAAUGCAAAGACCCAUGCCCUGGAACAUGUGGAACGAAUGCUAUCUGUGAAGUUUAUAAUCAUAUACCAAUGUGUAGAUGUCCUGAUGGAAUGAAUGGAAAUGCUUUUAUCAAUUGUUUAGUACAACAAGAUGUGAUCCCGGUAACGAACGUAAAUCCAUGCUAUCCAACUCCAUGUGGACCUAACAGUCAAUGCCGAGAAAUUAAUGGACAAGCUGUAUGUUCAUGUACAAUCGGCUAUUUAGGAGUACCACCAUCGUGUAGACCAGAAUGUACAAUAAAUUCUGAUUGUAACUUAAACGAAGCAUGUUCAAACCAAAAAUGUCAUGAUCCAUGCCGUGGUGUUUGUGGAAUAGGAGCUAUUUGCCGUGUAUAUAACCAUAAACCUAUCUGUAGUUGUCCUCCAGGACAGACAGGAAAUCCAUUUUCUAAUUGCCAUCCAAUACCGGUUCAAGACCCUAUACCUGUAGAACAUCCAUGCGUUCCUUCUCCAUGUGGCCCCAAUUCGCAAUGCCAAGUUAAAGGACAGUCGCCUUCAUGUUCUUGUUUACCUGACUUUAUUGGUUCACCACCGAAUUGCAAACCCGAGUGCAUUAGUAAUGGAGAAUGUCCAUAUCAUUUAGCAUGUAAAAAUAUGAAAUGUAAAGAUCCUUGUCCUGGUACCUGUGGACAAAACGCACAAUGUAACGUAGUAAGUCACUCUCCUCAGUGUACCUGCUAUCCAGGGUAUAUCGGAGAUCCUUUCACUCAAUGCACAAUACAACAAGCAGAACCAAUAGAAGAGACUCUGAACCCUUGUAUUCCAUCACCUUGUGGAGCAAAUGCUAUUUGCAAAGAGCGAAAUGGCGCUGGAUCCUGUAGUUGCUUACAAGAGUAUUUUGGAAAUCCUUAUGAACUCUGUAGACCCGAGUGUACAGUAAACACUGAUUGCCCAUCAAAUAAAGCUUGUAUGGGAAAUAAAUGCUUAGAUCCAUGCCCAGGAACAUGUGCCCAAUCUGCAAUUUGUCACGUUUACAACCACUCACCGACAUGCUCGUGUAAUUAUGGAUACACAGGAGAUCCGUAUAAAUAUUGCAGUAUAAUUCCAACUCCACCAAUCCAAAAUGAACCAACAAACCCGUGUUCGCCUUCUCCAUGUGGACCACACAGUCAAUGUCGAGAAGUCAACUUCCAAGCCGUAUGCUCAUGUUUAUCGAACUAUAUUGGAAGUCCACCAAAUUGUCGUCCUGAAUGUCUCAUCAGUCAAGAUUGUUCACAAAAUCUUGCAUGCAUAAAUCAACACUGUAUCGAUCCUUGCCUUGGACAAUGUGGUCAAAAUACACAAUGUAAGACUAUCAAACAUCGACCAAUAUGUACAUGUAGCCCUGGAUAUACUGGAGACCCGUUCUCCAGAUGUUAUCUAAUUCCACCGUUACCCCCACCACCACAAGAUGAACCAAUACCAACAAAUCCUUGUGUGCCGUCUCCGUGUGGACCAUAUUCUGAGUGUAGAAACUACGGAAAUUAUCCUUCAUGUAGUUGUCAACCACAAUACACGGGAAGUCCACCAAAUUGUAGGCCAGAGUGUUCGAUCAAUGCAGAAUGUCCAAGCAAUAAUGCGUGCAUGAAAGAGAAAUGUCGAGAUCCAUGUCCCGGAUCAUGUGGAAUUGGAUCAGUUUGUAACGUAUUGAAUCACGUUCCUAUUUGUCAAUGCCCUGAUGGAUUCACUGGUGAUCCAUUUGUGAGUUGCUAUCUGAAACCCCAAGCUCCUAUUGCUGACGUAGAAACAGACCCAUGUAGUCCAUCUCCGUGUGGUACAAACGCAAUAUGUAAUAAUGGAAUUUGUACAUGUCUUCCUGAAUACCAUGGAGAUCCAUAUACUGGAUGUAGACCAGAAUGUGUUCUUAACGAUGAAUGCUCAAAGGAUAAAGCUUGUAUCCGAAAUAAAUGUAUAAAUCCAUGUCCAGGAACGUGUGGCUACAAUGCCAUAUGUGAAGUAUAUAAUCAUAUACCUAUGUGUCGAUGUCCAGAAGGAUUAGCAGGUGAUGCCUUUACUCAAUGUCAACCAAUAUUACAAGAUCCAAUUAUUAAUCAGCCAUGUAAUCCAUCACCUUGCGGACCCAACAGUCAAUGUAGAGAAAUGAACAAUCAAGCGGUAUGUUCUUGUAUCGUGGGAUAUGUGGGUAGCCCACCAUCGUGUAGACCAGAAUGCACAAUUAAUGCGGAUUGCUAUUUGACCGAAGCUUGUUCAAACCAAAAGUGUAGAAAUCCUUGUAUAGGAACGUGUGGUGUUGGAGCUAAAUGCCAGGUUAUAAAUCAUAAGCCUAUAUGUAGCUGUCCACCAAGCAUGACUGGUGAUCCAUUUGUACGCUGCCAUGCCAUAUUGGCACUUCCUGAACCCGUGGGUAACCCAUGUAUACCAUCUCCUUGUGGACCUAAUUCACAAUGCCAAGUUAAAGGUGAUACGCCAUCUUGUUCAUGUUUACCCGAAUUUAUCGGAUCGCCUCCAAAUUGCAAACCAGAAUGCAUUAGCAAUAGUGAAUGCUCCUAUAACAAAGCAUGUGUCUAUAUGAAAUGUAAAGAUCCGUGUCCAGGAUCUUGUGGUCAAAAUGCUAUAUGUCAAGUAGUUAGUCAUGUGCCUAGAUGUUCAUGUUUAUCUGGUUAUGUUGGUGAUCCAUUUAUACAAUGUUAUAUUCAACAAGCUGACCCAGUACCCACUGAGUAUUUAUCUCCGUGUGAGCCUUCUCCAUGUGGUACUAAUGCUGUCUGUAAAGAACAAAACGGCGCCGGUUCAUGUAGUUGUCUCCCUGGAUUUGAAGGGAAUCCUUAUGAUGGAUGCAGAUAUGAAUGCACACUUAACACAGACUGCGCAUCUAAUAAAGCAUGUAUUCGAAAUAAAUGCCAAAAUCCUUGUCCUGGAUCUUGUGGACCAAAUGCAGAAUGUUUAGUAAUAAAUCACCUUCCUAUGUGUACAUGUUAUAAUGGUUACACAGGAGAUCCUUUCAAAUACUGUAAUUUGAUUCCUCCUCAAAUUGUGCAGUCUGAGCCCUAUGCUCCUUGUGUUCCAUCACCAUGUGGACCUAAUAGUCAAUGUAAAGAAAUAAAUGGACAAGCAGUUUGUUCAUGUCUUCCUUCAUAUCAUGGAAGCCCUCCUGGUUGUAGACCUGAAUGUGUAUUAAGUUCUGAAUGCAGUGAUAUUCACGCAUGCGUUAAUCAAAAAUGUGUCAACCCAUGUCCUGGACCGUGUGGUUCAAAUGCUAUUUGCAAAGUUAUAAAACAUAACGCAAUAUGUUCCUGUCAACUUGGGUAUCAAGGUGAUCCAUUCUCCCGUUGUUAUUUAAUUCCACCACCACCGCCACCACAACAAGAUGAAGUUAUUUACUUAAACCCGUGUGUUCCAUCUCCAUGUGGUUUAUAUUCAGAAUGUAGAGAUAUUGGUGGAGUACCAUCAUGUUCAUGUUUAUCACAAUAUUUCGGUAGUCCACCGAAUUGUAGACCUGAAUGUGUGAUAAAUAAUGACUGUCGAAGCAAUUUAGCAUGUAUUCGAGAGAAAUGUCAAGACCCAUGUCCAGGAUCUUGUGGUAUUGAUGCAUACUGUAAUGUUAUAAAUCACACUCCGAACUGUGUAUGCCGUGAAGGUUUCAUUGGAGAUCCAUUCACAUCGUGCUAUAUAAAACCAGUACAAGACAUUCCAGAACCUGUUGAAAAAGACCCAUGUUAUCCAUCUCCAUGUGGACCAAACGCAAUAUGUAAUAAUGGCCAAUGUUCAUGUAUUAAUGAAUACUAUGGAGAUCCAUACUCAGGUUGUAGACCAGAAUGUGUAAUUAACAAUGACUGUCCAAGAGACAAGGCUUGUGUUCGUAAUAAAUGUAUGAAUCCAUGUAAAGACACCUGUGGUGAAAAUGCUAUAUGUGAUGUUUAUAACCAUAUACCAAUGUGCCGCUGUCCAGAAGGAACAGAAGGAAAUGCAUUUAUUAGAUGUUCGGCAUUACAACAAGCACCAAUCGAUGUUCAUCCUUGUUAUCCAUCACCAUGUGGACCAAACAGUCACUGUAAAGAAAUAAAUAGUCAAGCUGUAUGCUCUUGUAUCAUUGGAUAUUUGGGAGUUCCGCCAUCAUGUCGACCUGAAUGUACUGUUAACUCAGAUUGUAAUAGUAAUAAAGCUUGUUCUAACCAAAAAUGCAUUGACCCGUGUAUUGGAGUAUGUGGUGUAAACUCAAAAUGCCAAGUUAUCAACCACAGUCCCAUUUGUAGUUGCGCCCCCAGUUUUACGGGAAAUCCAUUUGUUCGAUGUUACCCAAAACCUGCUGAUAUCCCUCAACCUGUUGGAAAUCCUUGUAUUCCAUCGCCUUGUGGACCAAACUCUCAAUGUAAAGUGCAAGGUGAAUCGCCAUCAUGUUCUUGUUUACCUGAAUUUAUUGGCUCACCUCCAAAUUGUAAACCUGAAUGUGUAAGUAAUAGUGAAUGUCCAGUUCACUUAUCCUGCAUAAACAUGAAAUGCAAAAAUCCUUGCAUUGGAGCCUGUGCCCCAAGUGCUGAAUGUAGAGUAAUAAGUCAUACACCAAGAUGUACAUGCCCUGUUGGACAUAUUGGAAACCCGUAUUCUGAAUGUACAAUAAUUCAAGCUGAUCCUAUCCCACAAGAAUAUUUAAAUCCUUGUGAGCCAUCUCCGUGUGGCAUAAACGCCAUUUGUAAAGAACAAAACGGAGCAGGAUCUUGUUCUUGUCUACCUGAAUACUUUGGAAAUCCAUACGAAGGAUGUAAGCCUGAAUGUAUUGUAAAUGCCGAAUGUCAAUCCAACAAAGCAUGUAUUAGUAAUAAAUGUAAAGAUCCAUGCCCUGGAACAUGUGCUCAAAAUGCUGAAUGUCAAGUUAUUAAUCAUUCGCCGACAUGCACAUGUUAUAAUGGGUAUACUGGUGACCCAUUCCGAUACUGCCAUAUCAUACCACCACAACAAACUGAAGUACAGCCUAUUUAUCCGUGUACACCAUCUCCUUGUGGACCAAAUAGUCAAUGUCGAGAAAUAAACCAGCAAGCAGUUUGUUCAUGUUUACCAAACUAUGUAGGAAGUCCUCCCGGAUGUCGCCCAGAAUGUGUAUUGAACGCAGAAUGUUCAGCAAGCCUCGCUUGUAUUAAUCAAAAAUGUAAAAACCCAUGUGAAGAUCGGUGUGCACAAAAUGCUAACUGCAGGGUGUUCAACCAUAGUCCUGUGUGUUCGUGCACUACUGGAUAUACUGGAGAUCCAUUUUCACAUUGUCAUGCUAUACCUCCACCACCACCACCACCACAAAACGAACCUAUUUAUGUAAACCCAUGCAUACCAUCACCAUGUGGAGCCUAUGCUAUAUGCCAAGACAAUGGAGGUACUCCAUCAUGCUCCUGCUUGGCUCAAUACAUUGGAUCACCACCAAACUGUAGACCAGAAUGCAUUAUGCAUUCUGAAUGCCCUAGUAAUGAAGCUUGUAUUAGAGAAAAAUGCCAAGACCCAUGUCCGGGAUCAUGUGGCUGGGGUGCACAAUGUAAUGUAAUUAACCAUACACCUAUGUGUACUUGUCCAGAGGGAUAUGAAGGAAAUCCGUUUACAAAAUGUGACAUAAAGCCAGUAAUUCAAGCUCCAGUCUACUCAGAUCCAUGUAAUCCAUCGCCUUGUGGUCCAAAUGCUCAGUGUAAUAAUGGCGAAUGCACAUGCUUAAGUGAAUACCAGGGAGAUCCAUACACUGGAUGUAGACCUGAAUGUGUACUAAAUAAUGAUUGUCCACGAAACAAAGCAUGCAUAAAAAAUAAAUGUAUAGAUCCUUGUCCUGGAAUUUGUGGGAAAAAUGCCAUUUGUGAUGUUUAUAAUCAUAUACCGAUGUGUCGUUGUCCAGAAGGAAUGCUAGGCAAUGCUUUUGUUUUUUGUAGUCCAAAACAAAACGAACCUGAGAUAUAUGAGCCAUGUAGACCAUCCCCUUGUGGACCAUUUAGUCAAUGUAGAGAAGUCAAUAAACAAGCAGUUUGUUCGUGUGUGACGGGAUAUACUGGAUUACCACCAUUAUGCCGUCCUGAAUGUAUUUCAAGUUCAGACUGUAGACAAAAUCAAGCAUGUUCCAAUCAAAAAUGUAUAGAUCCGUGUCCAGGAACUUGUGGUAUAAAUGCUAAAUGCCAAGUUAUAAGCCACAGUCCAAUAUGUAGCUGCCCAACGGGAUAUACUGGAAAUGCCUUUAUGAAUUGCUACCAAAUUCCUGCUGAUAUACCAUUAAUAGUGGGCAAUCCAUGUGUCCCAACACCGUGUGGACCUAAUUCACAGUGUCAAGUAAAAGGAGACACACCUUCUUGUUCGUGUUUGCCUGAGUUCAUCGGAUCUCCUCCAAAUUGCAAACCAGAAUGUGUCACUAAUAGUGAAUGUUCCUAUAACAAAGCAUGUAUGAAUAUGAAAUGUAAAGAUCCUUGUCCGGGAUCAUGUGCAGUCAAUGCUAUAUGUCAAGUUUUAAGUCACACUCCUACUUGUCAUUGUCAACAAGGUUAUGUUGGAAAUCCAUUUACAUUCUGUUCAGUUCAACAAGCCGAUCCUAUACCUCAAGAAUAUAUUAAUCCAUGCGUACCUUCACCAUGUGGUGUGAAUGCAGUAUGUAAAGAACAAAACGGAGCAGGAUCGUGUACUUGCUUACCAGAAUAUAUAGGAAAUCCUUAUGAAAGUUGUAGACCUGAAUGCACAAUUAAUUCUGAUUGCGUUUCCAAUAAAGCAUGUAUGAUGAAUAAGUGCAGAGAUCCGUGUCCAGGAACAUGCGGUCAAAAUGCAGAAUGUCAUGUGGUUAACCAUUUACCAGUCUGUACUUGUUUAAAUGGUUAUAAUGGUGACCCAUUCAAAUAUUGUUCAGUUAUUGUACCACCACAAGAUUCUCCAAUAGAACCGAUAAAUCCAUGUUAUCCGUCACCAUGUGGACCGAAUAGUCAAUGUAAAUCCAUUAAUAACCAAGCAAUAUGUUCAUGUCUGCCUACAUUCAUUGGAAGUCCCCCAGGGUGUAGACCAGAAUGUGUAAUGAGUUCGGAAUGUAAAAGUUCUGAAGCGUGUACAAACCAAAAGUGUUCUGACCCAUGCACUGAUAUUUGUGGAAAAAAUGCUGAUUGCAAAGUCAUAAAUCAUAGUCCAAUUUGUACUUGCCGACCUAAAUUCACUGGAGAUCCAUUCACUCACUGUUUCCCAAUACCAUUACCAUUGCCUCAAUAUGUGCCUACCGAAUAUGUGAACCCAUGUAUACCAUCACCUUGUGGUCCCUAUUCGCAAUGCUAUGAUAACCAAGGAGUACCAUCAUGCAGUUGUCUUUCUCAAUACACCGGUAGCCCACCAAAUUGUAGACCAGAAUGUGUUAUGAAUUCAGAAUGCCCAUCUAACAAAGCAUGUAUAAGCGAACAUUGUAGAGAUCCAUGUCCAGGAUCAUGUGGUUACAAUGCUGAAUGUAAUGUCCUUAAUCAUACACCAAUGUGUGUCUGUCCAUAUGGCAUGAUUGGUGAUCCUUUUACUAGUUGUUAUUCUAAACCACAAGAAAAUAUUCCAGUUGUACACAGUGAUCCGUGUAAUCCGUCACCGUGUGGUUAUAAUGCAGAAUGUAAUAAUGGUGUAUGUACUUGUUUAUUAGAAUAUCAAGGAAAUCCUUAUAUGGGAUGUAGACCUGAAUGUGUUAUAAAUAAUGACUGUCCGCAAAAAGAAGCUUGUAUAAAAAAUAAAUGUAAAGAUCCUUGUCCUGGAAUUUGUGGACAAAAUGCUAUUUGUGAUGUAUAUAAUCAUAUACCGAUGUGUCGAUGCCCUGACAAAAUGUCUGGAAAUGCUUUCCUUCAAUGCAAGCCAGUUGAAAUUCAAGCUCAAGUUUAUCCAUGUAACCCUUCACCUUGUGGAUCUAAUAGUCAAUGUAGAGAAAUUAAUAAUCAUGCUGUAUGUUCAUGUAUAUCAAAUUACAUUGGGUCGCCUCCUCUGUGUAGACCAGAAUGUACUACUAAUUCUGAUUGUAAUCAAAAUGAAGCUUGUAGUAAUCAAAAGUGUAAAGAUCCAUGUCCUGGAACAUGUGGAAUAGGAGCUAAAUGUCAAGUUAUUAACCAUAGUCCAAUAUGCAAUUGUCCAUCAGGAUAUACAGGAAAUUCUUUUGUCCACUGCUAUCCAAUCCAAGCGGCCCCAGUUGAAGUACUCAAUGAAAACCCUUGCAUACCAUCACCAUGUGGAUUCAAUGCUCAAUGUCAAGACAUUGGAGGUCAACCAUCAUGCUCUUGUUUGCCUCAGUUUAUCGGUUCUCCUCCAAAUUGUAAACCAGAAUGUGUAAUCAAUAGUGAAUGUCCAUAUCACUUAGCAUGUAUAAACAUGAAAUGCCGAGAUCCAUGUCCAGGAUCAUGUGGCCAGAAUACAGAAUGCAAAGUCAUUAGUCACGCCCCACAAUGUUAUUGUUUAUCUGGUUAUACUGGAAAUCCAAUAAUACAAUGCAAUAUACAACAUGCUGAUCCGAUUCCUCAAGAAUAUUUUAAUCCAUGCCAACCAUCACCUUGUGGUUCAAAUGCAGUAUGCAAAGAACAAAACGGUGCUGGUUCAUGCACGUGUUUACCAGAAUACUUUGGUGAUCCAUAUAGAGGAUGCAUGCCUGAAUGUGUGGUUAAUUCAGACUGCCCACAAAAUGAAGCCUGCAGAAGAAAUAAAUGUGAAAAUCCUUGCCCAGGACUAUGUGGUCAAAACGCAGAAUGUCAAACAAUUAACCAUGUGCCCAUGUGUACAUGUUCCAAUGGAUAUACUGGGGAUCCGUUCAGAUAUUGUUCAUUUAUACCACCGCAACAAACUCCAAUUGAACCAACUAAUCCAUGCAGUCCAUCGCCUUGUGGACCAAAUAGCCAAUGUAGAGAACUUAAUGGUCAAGCGAUAUGUUCAUGUCUUCCAGAAUUUAUUGGAAGUCCUCCUAGUUGUCGACCGGAAUGUGUAAUAAGUACUGAAUGUAAUCGUGAUAAAGCAUGUAUAGGACAAAAAUGUAAAGAUCCAUGCCCCGGAAUGUGUGGUCAUAAUGCCAAUUGUCAAACUAUUAACCAUAGUCCUAUUUGUACAUGUACUUCAGGAUACACUGGAAAUCCAUUUUCUCAAUGCUACCAACUACCAAAACCUCAAAUACAACAAACUCCACUAGAACCAUUGAAUCCAUGUAUUCCAAAUCCUUGUGGACCAUAUUCAAUAUGCCACGACCAAGGAGGUUAUCCAUCGUGUUCCUGUUUAUCUCAGUACAUAGGCACUCCACCUAAUUGUAGACCCGAGUGUGUUAUUAGUGCUGAAUGUCCAAGCAAUAAAGCUUGUAUGAAUGAAAAAUGUAAAGAUCCAUGCCCUGGUUCUUGUGGGGUUGGAGCUAUUUGUACUGUAAACAAUCAUACACCUAAUUGUUACUGUCCAAGUGGAUAUAUAGGAGACCCAUUCCAUUCAUGUAUGCUUAAACCACCACAAAAUGAUCCAGAAAUACCAAAUAUUGAUCCAUGCUACCCAUCACCGUGUGGUUCAAACGCAAACUGUAACGAUGGCAAAUGCACUUGCUUACCAGAAUAUCAAGGAGAUCCUUAUGUUGGAUGUAGACCUGAAUGUAUAAUAAACGACGAAUGUCCUAGAAAUAAAGCUUGCAUUAGAAAUAAAUGCAAAGAUCCAUGUCCAGGAACUUGUGCACAUAAUGCAAUUUGUGAUGUGUAUAACCAUAUUCCAAUGUGUAGAUGCCCCGAAGGAAUGUCUGGAAAUGCAUUUAUAGACUGUCAACCACAGCAAGUUUCUGUGGUACAUGACUAUUGUAAUCCUUCACCGUGUGGUCCAAACAGUAUUUGUCAAGAAAUAAAUCAACAAAGUAUGUGUUCUUGUAUAACUGGAUACAUCGGAUCUCCACCAACUUGCCGUCCAGAAUGCACAGUUAAUUCCGAUUGCAUUUUGAGUAAAGCUUGUAGUAAUCAAAAAUGUCGAGAUCCUUGCCCUGGAACAUGUGGAAUAAGUGCUAAAUGUCAUGUUGUUAAUCAUAAUCCAAUAUGCAGCUGUCCUCCUGGCUUUACAGGCAAUGCAUUUGUGCAAUGCACUCAAAUACCGGUUAUUGAAGAUGAACCAGUUCGAAACCCAUGUGUUCCUUCACCUUGUGGUCCAUAUUCACAAUGUCAAGUUCAAGGAACGUCUCCAUCGUGUUCUUGCUUGCCUGAAUAUAUUGGAUCACCACCAAAUUGUCGACCUGAAUGUGUUAGUAACAGUGAAUGUUCGUAUAAUUUGGCUUGUAUAAAUAUGAAAUGCAAAGAUCCAUGUCCUGGAUUAUGUGGAGAAAAUGCCUUAUGUCGUGUUAUCAGCCAUUCUCCAAUGUGUUACUGCGUACAUGGUUAUACUGGAAAUCCAAUGGUUCAAUGUGUGGUUCAACAAGAUGCAGUUGUAAUAAGAGAUGAUCCACAUCCUUGCACUCCAUCCCCCUGUGGAGCAAAUGCCCAAUGUAGAGAACAAAAUAAUGCUGGCUCGUGUAGCUGUUUACCUGGUUAUUUUGGAAAUCCAUAUGAAGGUUGUAGACCAGAGUGCAUUGUUAAUACAGAUUGCUCUCCGAGUAAAGCUUGUAUACAAUACAAGUGUCAAAAUCCUUGUCCCGGAAAUUGUGGAUUGAAUGCAGAUUGUCAAGUGGUUUACCAUGUAGCAUCAUGUGUUUGUAAUCCAGGUUACACGGGUAACCCAUACCAAACCUGUAAUUUUAUAACACCACAAGUUACUCAAAUGGAACCAAUAUACCCAUGUAUUCCAUCACCAUGUGGACCGAAUAGUCAAUGUAGAGAAUUAAAUAAUCAAGCUGUAUGUUCUUGUUUACCAUCCUUUAUCGGAAGUCCGCCUAUGUGUCGUCCUGAAUGUACAACUAGUGCAGAAUGCCCAACAAAUUUAGCAUGUGUAAACAAGAAAUGUGUAGAUCCUUGUCCAGGAGUAUGUGGACAAAGUGCUAAUUGCAGAGUUGUAAAUCACAGUCCAUUGUGCAUAUGCAAUUCAGGAUUCACAGGAGAUCCAUUUUCUAUUUGCUAUCCAAUACAAAGUAUUUACCUCAAUAUAAUUAUUUUUUUAAUAUAAUAACAAUUUCUAAAAUAAAUAAUUAUUUAUAUAGAUUCUCCAGAACCUCAACCUCAGCCACCGAUAAACCCGUGCAUACCAUCACCAUGUGGUGCCUAUUCCCAAUGUCAAAAUUACGGAGGUUCUCCUUCGUGUUCAUGUCUCCCAUCGUAUAUAGGGUCUCCACCAAAUUGUAAACCAGAGUGCACAAUUAAUGCUGAUUGUCCAAGUAAUGUGGCGUGUAUUAGAGAGAAAUGUAGAGAUCCGUGUCCAGGUUCUUGUGGAUUGAACGCCCAUUGUCAAGUGUUAAACCACAUUCCUAUGUGCAUUUGUCCAGAAGGCUAUUCUGGAGAUCCGUUUAUGAGCUGUUACAUCAAACAAAAACCACCGAUUCAACAAGCUUCGGAUCCUUGUAAUCCUUCUCCAUGUGGAUCAAAUGCUUUAUGCAAUAAUGGCAUUUGUACGUGCAUUUCCGAAUACCAAGGAGAUCCCUAUAGCAUAUGCAGACCAGAAUGUGUCCUUAACAAUGAAUGCCCUCAAAACAAAGCAUGCAUACGAAAUAAAUGUAUGGAUCCUUGUCCAGGAACCUGUGGUCAAAAUGCUUUGUGUGAUGUUUAUAAUCACAUACCAAUGUGUAGAUGUCCUCCAGGAAUGAAUGGAAAUGCAUUUAUUGAAUGUUUAACAUAUCAAGCUCCAAUUGAAACAAACCCAUGCCAACCAUCCCCAUGUGGUCCCAACAGUCAAUGUAGAGAAGUUAAUGGCUAUUCAAUGUGUUCUUGCCUUAAUGGAUAUUUUGGAACACCGCCAUCUUGUCAUCCUGAAUGUUCCAUUGAUUCUGAUUGUAGUCAAAAUAGGGCAUGUUCAAAUCAAAAAUGCCGUGACCCAUGUCCAGGGGCUUGUGGAGAGAAUGCUCAAUGCCACACUAUAAGUCAUAGACCACAUUGUACAUGUCCACCAGGUUUCACCGGAAACGCAUUUUCUAGAUGCUAUGUACAACAAUUACCACCAGAACCAAUACGAAAUCCCUGUGUACCUUCGCCUUGUGGCCCAAAUUCUCAAUGCCAAGUUAAUGGAAAUUCUCCAUCAUGUUCAUGUGCACUUGACUAUAUUGGCUCGCCGCCAAACUGUCGACCAGAAUGUAUCAGUAAUAAUGAAUGUGCUUAUCAUCUUGCAUGUAUCAAUAUGAAAUGUAAAGACCCGUGCCCCGGUUCAUGUGCUUCAAAUGCUAUAUGCAAAGUAAUUAGUCACACUCCAAGAUGUAGCUGUCCACCUGGUUAUAAUGGUGAUCCAUUCACACAGUGUAUUAUAAAACAAGCGGAACCAAUUCAAGAAAUAAUAAAUCCUUGUAGACCAUCACCUUGUGGUCCCAAUGCGUUAUGUAAAGAACAAAAUAAUGCUGGUUCCUGCAUCUGUCUACCUGAAUAUUAUGGAAAUCCUUACGAAGGAUGUCGACCUGAGUGUAUGGUUAAUACAGACUGUAAUGCUAACAAAGCAUGUAUGUCAAACAAAUGUAAAGACCCAUGUCCAGGAACUUGUGGUAGUAAUGCUAAAUGCCAAACUAUUAACCACAUACCAAUGUGUACUUGUUUACCUGGUUAUGUUGGAGAUCCAUUUAAAUACUGUCAAAUUAUACAACCACAACAAGUUGAAAUUGUACCAAGUUAUCCAUGCAUCCCAUCUCCGUGUGGUCCAAACAGUUUGUGCAAAGAAAAUAACGGACAAGCAAUUUGCUCGUGUUUACCAUCCUAUAUAGGAACUCCGCCUGGAUGUAGACCCGAAUGUGUCACUAACGCUGAAUGUGUGCAAAACAAAGCAUGUAUAAAUCAAAAAUGUGUAGAUCCUUGUCCAGGAACAUGUGGACAAAAUGCGUAUUGCCAAACAAUAAACCAUCAUCCAAUAUGUAAAUGUAGUUCUGGUUACACGGGUAAUCCAUCUACAUACUGUUCCUUAAUACAACCUGUACCUGUUCAAGACACACCUGUUAUUGUUAACCCUUGUUCGCCUUCACCUUGUGGACCUUACUCUCAAUGUGUAGCAUAUGGCAACUCUCCAUCUUGUUCGUGUUCACCAACAUAUGUUGGUAGUCCACCAAACUGUAGACCUGAAUGUGUUGUUCAUGCUGAGUGUCCAAGCAAUAUGGCUUGCAUGAGAGAAAAAUGCAGAGAUCCGUGUCCAGGGUCUUGUGGUUUAGGAUCACAGUGCAAUGUAAUUAACCAUGUACCAAUUUGUACAUGCCCAGCUGGUUAUAUAGGGGAUCCAUUUGUCAGCUGUUAUAUAAAACCAAGCCCACCUCCAAAGCCACAAUAUACAGACCCAUGUUAUCCAUCUCCAUGUGGACCAAGUGCUACAUGUAAUAAUGGAAUUUGUUCAUGUAUACUCGGUUAUCAGGGUGACCCCUACCGUGGUUGUCGACCGGAAUGUGUUUUGAAUGAAGAUUGUGCUAAAGACAAAGCAUGUGUGAAAAACAAAUGCGUCAAUCCAUGUGUAGGCACUUGUGGAAACAAUGCAAUUUGUGAAGUUUAUAAUCAUAUACCAAUGUGCCAUUGUCCAUCUGGAAUGACUGGAAAUGCAUUUAUUACAUGUCAUCAAAUAAUACUGCAAGAACCAGUGAUACAAAAUCCAUGUUCGCCUUCACCAUGUGGUCCAAAUAGCCAAUGUCGAGAUGUAAACAAUCAACCAAUUUGUACAUGUUUACCUACUUUCUUUGGAUACCCUCCCAACUGUCGACCUGAAUGUACUGUUAAUUCGGAUUGUUCUAUGAACACUGCUUGUUUAAAUCAGCGUUGUAGAGACCCGUGCCCGGGAACUUGUGGUAUGAGUGCAGAAUGCCAAGUCAUAAAUCAUAAUGCAAUAUGUAGUUGUCCACUACAUUUAACAGGAGAUCCAUUUUCGAAAUGCUACUAUCCGGUUGUAUCAAAACCACAACAAGAUCCGAUUAACCCUUGCGUACCGAGCCCAUGUGGACCUUACUCAGAAUGCCGUGUAACUUCAAACACUUACACGUGCACAUGUUUACCAAACUACCAAGGAUCACCUCCACAGUGUCGCCCAGAAUGUAUUUCGAAUAGCGAUUGUAGAUAUAAUUUAGCAUGCAUCAAUAUGAAAUGCAAGGACCCGUGUGUUGGAUCGUGUGGUUUAAAUACUGAAUGUCAUGUAUAUAACCAUAUACCUCAAUGCACUUGUCUUCAAGGAUUUGUAGGAAAUCCUUUCGUAUCAUGUCAUAUUCAUCAAGCACAGCCUGUUCAACCAACACCGACAUCACCAUCGGAUCCUUGUUACCCCUCACCGUGUGGACCUAAUGCUAGAUGUCGUGUUGAAAACCAGAAUGCUAUUUGUGAAUGUUUAUCAGAAUAUCAAGGAAAUCCGUACGAGUCUUGUAGACCAGAAUGCCUUGUUAGCUCUGAUUGCACCAUGAACAAGGCUUGUAUUAGAAAUAAAUGCCAAGAUCCAUGUCCGGGUACAUGUGGCAUAUCUGCUAUAUGUUUUGUGUCAAAUCAUAUACCAAUAUGUUCAUGCCCAGAAAGUUUAACUGGUGAUCCUUUCCAAAUGUGUCACCCAAUACCAGUUAGAGAUCCAAUUCCAUCUGAUCCAUGUGUUCCGUCACCUUGUGGACCAAAUACUCGUUGCCGCAUAAUGAAUGGUGCUGCUAUCUGUGAAUGUUUACAAGGAUAUGAAGGAUCUCCAUCAACAAGUGGAUGCAGGCCUGAAUGCGUGAUUAGUCCUGAUUGUCCUCGUAAUAGAGCUUGCGUUAACAAUAAAUGUGUCGACCCGUGUAUUGGAGUAUGUGGGUAUGAUGCAAUUUGUCAAACUAUUAACCACAGCCCGGUUUGUUCUUGUCCACCACCCACUAUUGGAGAUCCAUUUGUUGAAUGUAAACAACAACCAGCUUUGCCAAGUGACCCAUGUAACCCGUCCCCGUGCGGUAGCAAUGGCCAGUGUAGAGUAAUCGGAAAAAUUGCAUCUUGUGUUUAUCCGGAAUGUAUUAUUAACCAAGAUUGUCCAAGAGAUAAGGCUUGUUUCACACAGAAAUGCCAAGAUCCAUGUCGAGAUGUUUGUGGAUUAAACGCCAUUUGUCAAGUAGUAAAUCAUAAUGCUCUAUGUUCAUGUCCACCAGGAUACUAUGGAGAGCCUAAACAACAGUGUAUAAUACAACGAUCACCAGAACCUAAGCCAGAAUGUACUACUGAUGGAGAAUGUUCCAACGACAAAGCCUGUAUAAAUUAUGCCUGUAAAGACCCGUGUCAAGAAUCACCAACUACUUGCGCGAGAAAUGCAUUAUGCUAUGUUCAGAAACACAGAUCAGUGUGUGUGUGUAGAGAUGGAAUGACUGGAAAUGCUCAAAUACAAUGUGUAGAAAUUGGUUGUCGUGCUGAUACCGAUUGUCCACCAGAAAAAUCAUGUGUUAAUGGAGAUUGCGUUGACCCGUGUGCUUACACUCAUUGUGGUAUAAACGCACUUUGCCGAACUGAUGGGUACCACAGAGCUAGAUGUUAUUGUCCUCCCGCAUAUGAAGGAGAUCCAUUUGUAGAAUGUAGAAGACCUGAAUGCGUGGUCGAUUCAGACUGUCCGUCAACAUUAGCUUGCAGAAAUCAACAUUGUCAAAGUCCAUGUGAUUGUGCUCCGACUGCGUUGUGUAACGUGGCUAACCAUAUUGCUACAUGUAGAUGUCCACCGGGUUACAUAGGAAAUCCUCAUACUUCUUGUACUUUAACUCCACUCGCUAUUCCACCUCAGUGUACAAUGGACUCGGACUGUGCUAGUAAGUUGGCCUGUUUCAACGGAGAUUGCAAAAACCCAUGUUAUGAGAUAAAACCAUGUGGGCCGAAUGCUGAGUGUAUUGUAGUAGAUACGUUACCUCAUAGAACUAUGUCAUGUCAGUGUAUUCCAGGCUAUGUUGGCGAUGCCGACAUCCAAUGUAAACUAGGUGCCCCAUCAUCGGUAGGUUGUAUCUCUAAUGACGAUUGCCAACCGACAGAUUUGUGCUUAAACCGUCAAUGUGUUAAUCCAUGCACUGUAUCCAACCCUUGUUCAUCUACAGCAAUAUGCACAAUCAAUAAUCACAAAGCCGUUUGUAAAUGUCCAGACGGUCUUUCUGGUGAUCCAUUCAUCAGUUGUUACAAAGUACCAUUGGCUACACCAGAAUGUACAACAGAUUCUGAAUGCCCAAGCUCUAAAAUAUGUGCCAACCAAUAUUGCCAAGACCCGUGUCAAAUAUCUAAACCAUGUGACACUACUGCUGAAUGUGUUACAAUUAACCAUCGACCAAUUUGUAAUUGUCCAAAUGGAUGGGCAGGAAAUCCUCAAAUUCAGUGUUAUAAACCUGGUUGCAAGACCGAUAGCGAUUGUGUUUAUGAUAAAGCAUGCAUCAACAGCAAUUGUUUGAACCCGUGUUCUACUCAGAGUUGUGGACAUGGAGCUGAUUGUAUUGUACAAGCCCACAAAGCUCAUUGCAUUUGUCCGGCAGGUACACAAGGUUCACCAAUGGUAUCUUGCGUAUCAGUAGUGUGCCAAUAUAAUGAAGACUGUGCAGAUCAUGAAGCAUGCGACAGAUUAAACAGAAGAUGCAGACCUGUCUGCGAACAAGACACUUGUGCUGAGCAGGCAACAUGUCUAGCCCAAGCUCACCAACCAACAUGCACAUGUCUGAAUGGUUUCCAAGGCAAUCCUUACAUUGAAUGCAUUGAAUCAAGAGUACCAUCAAUAACUCCUGAGUGCACAACUGAUUCUGACUGUCCAUCACAACAUGCUUGUGUAAAUCAGAGAUGUCAAAAUCCUUGUACCAUUUCUGUACUCUGUUCUCCAGAUCAAGAGUGCCAUGUUCAAGAUACAGUUCCAUACAGAACUAUUAUGUGUCAAUGUAGAUCAGACACUGUAGCCACUAUUGAUGGCGGCUGCAAACCAAUAGUUUCCAUUACUCCUCAAUGUAAAAGCGAUCAAGAAUGUCCAUUGUCAGAAAGAUGUGUAAAUCAAGGAUGUGUAGAAGCAUGUCGAAUCGACCCAUGUGGUAUAAACGCACAAUGUAUCUCACAAAACCAUCAAGCUGCUUGUUCGUGUCCACCAGGAUAUACAGGAAACCCACACACAGAAUGCUCACUUCAACAAUCGAUUCCAAUACUACCACCUUCGCCAGAAUGUACGAAAAACGAUGACUGUGCGUCAGACACAACUUGCGUCAACCAAAGAUGUGUUAGUCCGUGUACUUUAGGAGACAGUUGUGGCCGUGGGUCAUUCUGUCACUCACAAAACCACCAACCCGUUUGCAGAUGUCCCAACGGUUACACCGGAGACCCUCGCAUAGCAUGCACUCCACCAUCGUCAGUACCAACCGUAGAAUGUGUAUCGAGCACUGAUUGUACUGCAGAAGAAUCAUGUAUCAACAGAAUGUGUGUGAGUCCAUGUAAUUGCGGACCUAACUCGGAUUGCAAAGUUAAUAAUCACUAUCCUAGUUGUAUUUGUAAGCCUGGGUAUUAUGGAAAUCCCCAACAAGGCUGUAUAAAAAUGGGAUGUAUAUCAGACGAUCAAUGUGCUUACGAUAAACAAUGUUACAACGGCGAAUGUGUUCCACCGUGUUUGUUGAGUGAUCCUUGUGCACCAACUGCAAAAUGUUACGGUGACAAUCACCGUGCAGCGUGCCAAUGUCCACCGGGUUACUUCGGAAAUCCGUUCGAUAAAUGUGAAAGAACUGAAUGUACAUACGAUGUAGACUGUCCAUCAGAUCGCAUGUGCUUCGACCAGCAUUGUAUCAAUCCGUGUACAGAACAACACGGCACUCCGUGCGCAUCAAACGCUAUCUGCUCUGUCAGAAACCAUGCCGCGGCGUGUAGAUGUCCAGAAAACUUCCCGAUGGGAGAUCCAAAUACUUACUGUGAACGUUUACCACCACCUUUAUUCGGUGAACCAGAAUGCAAAAUUGACGUGGAUUGUGCCAGUCGUCUUGCAUGUAUCAGAGAAAAAUGUGUGAAUCCGUGUCAUGAAAUCAAACCUUGUUCAAAUAGUGCCACGUGUGCUGUCUUGGACAGUGUACCAGUUAGAACAAUGACGUGUACAUGUUCCGAAGGAUGGGUGCUCAACGAAGGUGGAGAAUGCAGACAAGUUGUUGUUUCCUCACCACCGGGAUGUACUACAAACGACGACUGUCCGUCAAACGAAGCAUGCCUUAACCGACAAUGCCGUAAUCCUUGUAAUUGUGGUACAAAUGCCCAAUGUUUCGUUCAAAAUCACCAUCCGGUUUGUUCUUGCUUGGAAGGUUAUGAUGGAAAUCCAAACUUUGCUUGCAGAAUAGUGGGAUGUAAGAGAAAUUCCGAAUGUGAAUCUGGCAAGGCGUGCAUCAACGGCCACUGUCUGAAUCCAUGCAUAGUUGAAGAUCCGUGUGGCCCGAACGCCGAAUGUUUCACGGUUGCCAGCCGCCCCGAGUGUCGGUGCAAGAGCGGUUAUCGGGGAAACCCGUAUGACCGGUGCCUGGUGAUCGGUUGUCGCAGCAACAACGACUGUCCCAACGACCGGUCGUGCAUCAACGGCCAGUGUAUAAACCCGUGCGUGUACGAACACCCGUGUUCGUCGCAAGCCGAGUGCAAAGUACAAAACCAUUUCGCCCUAUGCCGAUGUCCCCCGGGAAUGGCAGGCAACCCGUACGUGGCCUGCAGACAGGAAGUGCAACCAGAGUGCAAGGAAGACGCCGACUGUCCGUCGCUGUUGGCCUGCUUCGACAGUGUGUGCCGUAACCCGUGCACCGCGCUGGAACCGUGCAAACGGCCAGCCGAGUGUGUGGUGAUCGAUUCGCUGCCGGUCAGAACCAUGAUCUGCGAAUGUCCCAGCGGUUACGUGAGCAGCGGCAGCGGUACGUGCAAAAUCACGCCACCGAUGACGGCCGUAGCCUGUACCGCAGACACGCAAUGCCCGUCUGACAGGGCUUGUCUGAACGGCAGGUGCAUAGAUCCGUGUAACUGCGGCCCGAACUCUGAGUGUAGAGUGUGGGAUCACAAGCCGGUAUGCUCUUGUUUGGCCGGAUUUGACGGCAGCCCGGAGAUCGACUGUUCGAGAGCCGGAUGUCGAAGCGAAUCCGACUGUUCUGGUCAACACACCUGCGUCAACCGUAUCUGCGUGGCUGUGUGCGCCGCGGACGGUAGCAGUUGCGGCACAGCGUCUGAAUGUUAUGGCAUCAAUCAUCAAGCCGUGUGCGAAUGUCCACCCGGAAUGGCCGGAAACCCGCAGAUAGCCUGCGUGGUCGCCGGCUGUCGGUCGGACACGGAUUGUCCUAGCGACAAGGCGUGCAUAAACACCAAAUGUAUCGAUCCGUGCACCAGAAAUAAUCCAUGCGUGAAGCCAGCCGAGUGUACGGUGUACAAUCACCGAACAGAUUGCGCUUGUCCACCAGGUUACGUCGGAAACGCCGGAACUACUUGCAAACCAAGUACGUUUCCAAAAGACGCCAGAGAGUCAGAGCUCGAAACGGAAAUUAAUUUUGAAAACCUUUUUUCUUUAGUCGAAACCGGAUGUCAAAGCGAUUCCGAAUGUCCAUCACAGACGGGUUGCAUUAAUAAAUUGUGCGUGAGCCCGUGCGACGUUUCUUCGCCGUGUGGAAUUAACUCUAAAUGCAAAGUCCUCGACACCUUCCCGAUAAGAACAAUGACGUGCGAAUGUCUACCGGGUACACAAGGAAAUGCAGCCAUACGAUGUGACGAAGUUUCAAAAUGUCCAAUUGAUAAAGGCUACGUGAGGAAUGAUGAAGGGGAAUGUGUGUGUCUUCCGGGCACAGCCCUGAACCAAGAAGACGAAUGCCGUAGGUGCGUAGUCGAACUGGGAUACAAGAUCGAUGAACGCGGACAUUGUGUAUGCGCUCUGGACAGAGGAUUGAUCAUUGACGAGAGAGGACGUUGCAUAUGUCCGACCGAACACGGUUACAGUUUGAACAUCUAUGGACAAUGCGUACCGAAAAACACAACACAACUCAGGACGGACUUCCCGAGACCGGACAUGGUCGUCACGUGUUUAUCGGACGGAGUACAAGUGGAAAUCCAUAUAACAGAAAAAGGAUUUAACGGAGUGCUUUAUGUGAAGGGCCACAGUAAGAACGAACAGUGUAGACGAGUCGUAUCGAUGGCGCAAGACUCGUCGCCCAGAACGGAAAUAUUCAAAGUCAACUUUGGAAACUGCGGACUUAUACACAUCAACGGCCAGGCUAGUUUUGUGUUGGUCAUACAGAAACAUCCGAAAUUGGUAACUUACAAAGCUCAAGCCUAUCACAUACGAUGCGUGUACAACACCGGAGAACAGAACGUCACGCUCGGCUUUAACGUGUCCAUGUUGACCACGGCUGGUACGAUAGCGAACACCGGACCACCACCUACGUGUCUGAUGAAGAUCGUCACGCACACCGGACAAGAAAUCGAUUCAGCCGAAAUAGGUGACAACUUAAUGCUACAAGUGGACGUCCAGCCGUCGAGCAUCUACGGAGGAUACGCCAGGAGCUGUGUGGCGAAAACGAUUGAAGACAAUGUAGAGAACGAGUACAUUGUAACCGACGAGAAUGGGUGCGCGACCGACCCGACGAUAUUCGGCGAGUGGGACUACAACGCAGACACCCAAUCGCUGUUGGCCGGUUUCAACGCGUUUAAAUUCCCAAGUUCCGACAACAUACGAUUCCAGUGUAACAUACGCGUGUGCUUCGGCAAAUGCCAACCGGUGAAUUGCCGCGGCUACAACGCGUUCGGAAGACGCAGAAGACGUGAAAUAUCCAAGAACGACAACGGUCCCGACGACGAUGCCCUCGAGUCUGUCCAGCGAGGACAGCUGAGAGAAGAGAUCACCAUCGAGUCGAACGCCAUUUUAACGUUCGAACGCAGGGAAGAACGACUGAUGGAUCCGACUGAAGCUCCAAUCAUUCAGCCCGCCGAGGACAUUUGCGUGUCAGUCAUCGGACUCAUCGUGGCCCUUGUCAUCACGGCCCUGCUAGCGCUGGUGGCCGUGGCCGUGGCUGUUUCGUGUUGGCUGAUGGCCUACAGGAGAACGCCGAACGUCAACGGCCCACUGCCGCAUCCGACCCAAGUGCCGAAUCCGAUGUUCAUGAAUCAUGACCGGACGUCUUCCGAACCGUCUCCGGAUUACCUGACAUGAUGAAAACAACGAAGACUAAGACGACGACGAAGACGAUUUUUGUUUUUCCGUCGUCGUUUACGCGACUAUACCUAUAACUUCUAUUAUUUUAUAAAAAAAAAUUGUCUCACCUUACCGCCCCCUCCCCCACAUAACAGUCGGGUAGUAAGCGCCUAACAACAUUUUAUUAUUAUAUUAUUAUUAUUAUUUUAUAAAUACCUAUACACUGUUUUACGACUGUUAAUCGUUUGCCAUGUUUUGCGCUCGACAAAAGUCUCACGGGCCUUUAAUUAGCUGCAGACACUCGCCGUUUAAAUUUUAAAUAAUAAAUAUCAUAAAUUUAAUAAUUUAGUACACAUCGUAAUGAUAACGUAAUAUUCUAAACUUUGGGCUGGGAAAACGUAACGAAAAGGGGAUCUAUAUCUGUAACGACUAUAAUAUUCGAUACUGUAACGAGACGACGAGUGUUCCCCGAUUAAAGGCCUUUCUGUGAACUAGACGCGAUAUAAUUAGUCAAAACUACUCAAUUAAAACGUAAAUAAUUAUUUCUAACGUACAUAAUAUUAUUAUUCAUGUUUUAAUUGUUGUAUGGACAUCUCUUCCGAACGCUUACACUGCGCGUUUCGUAGCUUAAUUAAAUAGGUAUCUCACGCACAGACAUAAGUCAUUUUUGAAAAAAUAUAUAUCAUACAUUUAUUAGAAUAUUCACAAUCCGAUGACGUGUUGUGCGAUACAUUUCUUCGAUUGGGUGACGUUUGAAGUAGUGAGCUUUCGGAAGACUUGUUCACUUUUAGUUUUAAGGUAAAUAAUAUGUGUGUGUAUGUAAUAUAUUAGAAUUAAAUUUGUAUAAUCGUUUAACAUUUUAAUCGAAUGUUGUGUAUGAAAGUGUGAUAUAUGAAUAACUAUUAAUUUAUUAACAAAAUAAAUAAUUUAAAAAAAAAA
This is a messenger RNA of Acyrthosiphon pisum (pea aphid), 55414 nucleotides long. It is a transcript of the gene dpy, whose product is annotated as fibrillin-like protein dumpy. NCBI's taxonomy places the organism in Eukaryota, Metazoa, Arthropoda, Insecta, Hemiptera, Aphididae. Gene Ontology annotation, molecular function: calcium ion binding. The transcript has 157 exons. The record is from RefSeq and is a predicted model, not a curated record.